Molecule: messenger RNA, 56837 nt
Organism: Paramuricea clavata
Lineage: Eukaryota; Metazoa; Cnidaria; Anthozoa; Malacalcyonacea; Plexauridae
Source: the annotation of a GenBank genome assembly
AUGGAGAGACAAUCAGAGCAUUGGAGAUCUUGCAGAUGUAGAAGGUCUGUACAGAUUGGAAGGACCGAUUUUACCUCCAAAUCUAAUGAUAAUGCUUAAUUAGUCUUGCAGACAAAAUCAUUGACAAACAUAGAAUCCGGCCAAAAUCGCGAAUCUCAAAUCUAAAACAUCAGCCAAACAAUAAAUUUCACUUAUAAAAUAUUGUUACGGAAGCCUUUAAUUAUUUGCACACUUUAACUGCAAUAUAUACAAUCCAUAAUUAUAUCGAAACUUCCAUAAUAUAUCACACUUUUUUAGAAAAAAGCGAGUAAUAGCAGCUCAUUAUCGAUCUGAGUGACAAGGCAACAUAUUUUACCGAGGGCUAUAUUCAACGGUGAAUAUCUCGAAAACGGUUGCGGGACCAAGGGAGGGCGGGCUGGAUAGAAUUAAAGAUUAUAUUUUUGGUUAACUAAUCGUAAAAAUUGUUGACAGAAACGCCAUUAAAUUACAUUGCGACGGUAUAGCGCCUAAAGUGAGAGGUCAAAAUAAACUGGAAAAUAACGCUUAUACCUUUGAAGAUACCGUUCCAAUGGGUAGAUUCACUGUUGUAAAAGUAGUAUCACGUGAAAUUUAAAAAAAAAAUGUGCAUAACAAUAUGAAAAAAGUCGAUAUUUAUGAGCCCUAUGUAAAUUUUCGAUGCCAAAAGCUUCAUGCGAGCAUGACGAAAAUGGCGCAAUCUGAUUGGUGGAGAGAUUCGCUUAAUUAGCUGUCCAACCUCCUCUGGCGCAUCAUCGCAAAAAUAAGUAUUUAUACAGAAUAUUUAUAAUAUUAAAUGCUAAAGAAAGUAAAUAAUGUUAAUUUAUUCAAAAGUUCACUUGUGGUGAAUUACAUAGGUAAUAUAGCAGUUAGUGUCUCGACUCAUGUACGUGCCAAUAUUCUGUUUAUUUUAUGUGGCCGUUGGAUUUAAUUUAUCACUGAAUCGCUUUAAUCAGCAAGAGUAGCAUGCCAUUUUCUCUAUUUGUUUUCAUAUUUCAGUAUUGCAAAGCACUGUAUAGUGUAUAUUCCGUUCUCAUCUGAAUGUAUGUUUCGUCAUUGCUGUCAUUUUGUUCUAGCGCACCGUACAGUUCAAUUGGUUUGCAUCAUUUACAACGUACGAAAUUAAAUAGCGUUCGUUUUGUUGCAAAAAGACUUUAUAGAGACGCCGUUUUUAAUCGUUGCUUGCCGUCAAGGCUUCGUAAAUCUGAAGAGUUGAUUUGAUUGCGAUACCGUCUUCGCCGAUUGGCAAUUUUAGCGAUAUCUACCAAACAUUCGUCCACUGGUCCCAGAUAUUUUUAAGUUCCGCUUCAGAUGGUAGACCCCAUGCGCUUCCUCUGUCGCUAAUUUCUGACAAAUCUGAUGUAUACGUCUGUGUAUUUUUCCUUUGUGUUUUUCCACCCAAUCCUUUUUCAAAAAUGUUCUUUUAAAGCGAUUCAACAAAAUUUGUGGUUGUAAUGUUUAUAUAAGUGCAUUUUAACAUUUACCGGGCACCAUAUAAAAACAUUUUGUAGCGCCCACUCAUUAAUUAAAACUUUUGACAUUCGGUUUCGUUAAUUACGUUAAUGUGCGCUUCUGUUCUAAAACCGAUUAUUUUUUUCCCAUAUCAAUCAAUUGCAUAUGGCAGUUUAUUCCAAAAGCCCGUGAGCGUGUGAUUCUCCUUGUCAUAUAAGCUACAUUCCUAACACACUUCCAAAUAUAUUUCUGAAAAGAAAUAAAGUCGUCUUGAUAUAAGUAUAAGUACGGUGUUUUCCCCUAAGUAGAUUGCUUACAAGCUAUUGAAUUUCUCUUUAGAAACUUUCUCGCUCAAAAGUACAAUUUUACAUUACUUACUUAUCGGUAUUUCUGAGAAUACAGUGUGGCAUUAAUUUUCAGAGUUCAUGUUUUACAUAUCGAAGACUUCGGGUCAAGUGCAAGAUACUAAAAUAAAUUAUAGCUAUAUAUAUAAGCCAUGUACAUGUGAAGAUGUUUUAUUUUGAUCAGAUCCACACAUUGAUCAAGAAACGUUCUACCAACAAAUUUCAUCCUUUGUCACAACUCACACUCAUGAAUAAUAUAGAAGAGUAGAUGAGUUUUUAAAAACAAACAAGUAUUUCAUACAACUGAAUAUAUAAAGCAAAUUUUGUUCCUUUCGGGACAUCCAUAUUUGCCAAACAUCCUCACAAUUAUAAGCUUCACAGUUGCAAAUGUAAUUUCACAAUGCGCAUGGACAUCUAAAAGUAAGCGAACACUUAAAUAUGUGUAACAAUGGAAUUUUCAAAAUAAUGCCUAUAUAUCAAUGCAUUAACACGGACAGACUUUUUAGGGAGAUGAAAGAAAAAGAACUUAUCAAUAUACUGAAUCCGGAUCUGAACGCUAAUUAAAAAACCAUUAAGUUUAUGCUUACAUUUAGAUCAAUAGUAUGUUUUUAACAGGUGACUUCACACCAUGUAAAUAUAUGCAUUCCUAACAUAGUUAUUAUAAUAUGAUAUCAUAGAACGUAGAUAAUAGAUAAACUAAAUUCCACUCAUUGUAAAUAUGCACCUGAGGAGCUAACAUAAAGCGAAAACGUUUGUGCAAAAUUUGAGUGGCUUUUAUUUUAUUUUACGUUAUAAAUGUCUCUUUUGGUUGCACAUUGAAACCUUUUCUAUAUAUAUAUAUAUAUAUAUAUAUAUAUAUAUAUAUAUAUAUAUAUAUAUAUAUAUAUAUAUAUAUAUAUAUAUAUAUAUAUACUAUAUAUAUAUAUAUAUAUAUAUAUAUAUAUAUAUAUAUAUAUAUAUAUAUAUAUAUAUAUAUAUAUAUAUAUAUAUAUAUAUAUAUAUAUACAGAGAGAGAGAGAGGUGGGGUGUUGUGAGCGACAUACAAUCAUAUAAUGUGGAAGAUUGUAAAUGCGCCGAAAAUAUAUUUUACAACUACGCUGAUGGUAACGUUUUCAGUUUAUUCAGCUUCGUUUAUUUAUUUCAGAAUGUGGAUAUGUUGAAGUUGUUUUAUUUAAGCUUAAUAUUCUAAAACCGCGGAUGCUUCCUUUCGCCCGCAAAAUGUCUUUUUUUCGUGUCAAAACAUUCAAAAUGUACCUCAAAAUCUACAAGAUCUAUUUACUCCGCACACUAGUCUUUAUAGCUUGAGAGACAUUGAUUAUCUGAAGUGCUCCUUUAGCUAUGAUGGAGCAGUUUUGUGGAAUAGUUUACCAACUUAACUGAACUUCGAUCGGCACAAUCCCUAAGCGUCUUUAAAAGAGGUUUAGAAAGUUGGUUAACUUCUGUGGACACGGCAAUCUUGUAAAUCAGUAGCCUAUUCCUUGUCCUUUUGUAUAAUAGUUUUAUCAAUUUUUCUAUAUAAUGUAAUUUUGUACUGAUGAUUCUACCGUGUUUAAAUAAAGUUUCAAUACAAUACAAUACAAAUAUGCGACUGCACUUCUAAUGGUCUCCCAAAAAGGUAUUUUAUUUUUAAAAAAUCCAUUAAAUUGGUCAAGUUUAAAAUGCAAUGCUUACAGUUAUAUCUCUCUUGAUUAAUCGACACAAAAACGAUUAUCUCUAUGUAUAAGCGCUCUGGUUUCGAGCGGGGAUGGAGUUGUAUUUUUAUUAUCUUUUAAAUUAGUGUCAUUAGUUUAGUAUUUUCUCACGAAAUCGACAAUUUUUCUAACUAAUUUGUCGAAAAUUAUAGACGAUUCUUUGAUUUAUUUUGCAUUUUAUUCUUGUGUAAAGUUUCAAAUUUCUGUCUGUUUUUAAAAGAAUCAAGUCCAGGCUUUGUGUGUAUAUAAUACAGCCGUAUUUCUGUAAAGUAUUCAUAGCCUUUAUACCUUACUCUGUUCAAAUACUUUUUAUUAAUUUCUGUUUCAUCAGAGCGGUCAGAGUACAUAAGUUUGUUGGUGACACCACUGGUGUGUUGCACGUUGGUCCACAACAAACUGUGAUUGGUCAGUUUGCUGAUGACGGCGAGUUUGAAAUAAAUACAUAUGUGUAUAAGGAUGGUGUACUACAUCUCCCUAAGACGUUUCUCUGCCGUGAAAUUCAGAUUACUAACAGGUGGGUUGAACUUUUUUUUCUCAACUAGCUUCUUGUCCGGCGAUAACACUUUCAGUAUUUUCGGGAGAUUUAUCACGGAAUCGAUUUUUCUUUAUAAAUACUAAUAUGAAAGACAUAAAUUUAGGUCCUUGCAUGCAGAAAUCGAUUAUUUAUUUAUUAUAAAUUACAUAUACCGGCAUACCUACAUUGGUGAUACAAUAAAUUUGAGAUAAGCGUAAAUCAUGUUAUUUGCAUUUUACAGUGUUUGAUUGUGGUUCUGAAAUAUAAUUGGCCUAAUUUACGUUGUUUCCCAACCUGAUGUGCGCCGUUUGUGUCGAUCAGUUAUUAUUUUCACCCAAUCAAUUGAACUAUUAACGUAGUAAUUAUAUCGAAUUAUAAUAUAGCAUUUGUAAAUUCUGAACGCUGAUUGGCUAAGAGCCGUGUUGAUAUAACUCUAUGUCAACACGGAAACGUCGGAAAACGUCGUGUUGAUAUAACUGUAUAUCAACACGGAAAAUGUUUUAUAUUUGUUAAAUAUAUAAUGGUGGGACGUAUUUUUGUUUACAAUUUUUUAGGGGCACAAUAAAUAUGAUUGACGUGACAUUAGCCCACAACUGUCAUCUUCUUCUAUCACGCACUGGUACCACAAGACUGGCAAACAAGAUGGGUACAUUUCAGUUUCGCAGUUUGAUAAUCGCCGAUGGCGGCGAGAUGACGUCAACUAGUGAAGUCAAAAACACGAGUCUUACUCUGGUGAUGGACGAAGGCAAUGUUCAGGGCGGCGGACGGCUACACAUGACAAACAUGGUUAUUGAAGCGGGAAAUUUUACUGUGGAUGAUCUUGGAAUUGUUCAAGGCGAUACGUAUGAUAACAGGUGAGUAAAAAUGAUUUAAAGUGAAAUAUGAUAGAUUUUAUAUGAAUUUCUUAACAUUUUACUGUUCAAUGUCUCAGCUCGAUAGCCUGUGCAUAUUGUUUCAAAACGGGCUACUGUCUUACCCUCCCUAUAAUAUAAAAUGUUAAGAUCAAAAUUUAAUUAAAGUGGGUGUUUUUAUUUUAGUUGUUCUCAUGGCAAUGGCUUGUCAUAUUCUCUUGGUUCAUCUGGUGCUGGCCAUGGUGGUACUGGAGGCAUGGGAACGAAUCAAAACCGUGUUGGCACACCAUAUGGGAACCUGUAUGAGCCCACAGACUUUGGCUGUCUUGGUGGCGGUGUAAACGGAUUUGGUUUGGGUGGAGGAAUUAUAAAAAUGAUUGUUUUAAAUAAACUUAAAGUGGAUGGAACCGUCACAUGUAGUGGAGCUUCAGGAGAAGCUAUUGCAUCUGGUGGUGGCAGUGGGGGAAGUUUGUGGAUAGAAACAAAUAUUAUUCAAGGUUAGGACAGGUCUGCUUUAUCAUGGAAAAUUGGCAUGGUUGCAAUAAUAGUGCUAAUAUGUUCCUUGUACGUUUGCAUGCAAGAUAAUUACUCGAGCCGUACUCGAGCUCAGCUCGAGUCGUAGUUUCGGUCGGGCUUUUUUUCGCGCAAGACUUUUUCUCCCACGCACCCACUCUUAAUUCUGACCAAUCGAAACAAAUCGUGGACGCAUGUGAUUAUUAGUGAUUAUCUUAUUGGCGUUCAAUGGCUCAUUCGACUUCCUGCUCUUCGUGCUGGCGUUCAAUGGCUCAUUCGACUUCCUGCUCUCGUGCUAUUAUAAACUUUGUUUACUCUAUCAUAUGGCUCUGAGGAUUGUACUCAGUACUCGUGUAAUAAUAGUGCAUUUUAAUAUGCGUACUCGAUCAAGUAUGUUGUAUGCUCUUUACGUGCGUGUUCGAUCAAAAGUAAACGGCUGUACGCUUAUUUUGUGUGUUCGAUCUAGUUUAUAUUCAAAAUAUCUAUCACAUGUAACUAAACUAUCAAACUUAAUUCCAUCGGAAUCAAAAUACUAGUCUACAUGCGGCAGCCGGGUAGUUUAUAUUCAAAAUAUCCAUCACAUGUAUCUAAACUAUCAAACUUAAUUCCAUCGGCAUGGAAAUUUAGUCCUAUAAAACUGCUAAAGUGUUAAAAAUAUUCUCUUAAAAUUUGCUCGCUCGAUUGAUUUGUAAAUAAUGCACUUUUAAUUAUUAAAGGAGUAAGAUGUAAAAUGUAUGAAGUAAAUCUUGAUGCGAACACGCUGAAUGCCUGAAUACGAUAUUUUGCAUGAUAUUGGCUCUGCAAAGCAGGUAUUCGAUUUCUGCAGAAAUGCCUUCGCAACCGCUUCCAUAUAGUUUCUAAAUUGUAUAAAAAGUUCGACAUUGAUCUUCUUUGGCUAGAUUUGUACUGCUUAAAUUCAUAAAAACUAACCUCUUGCUUUGUUACGUUAGGUUAUGGUAAGAUUCAGGUUAAUGGAGGUGAUGGUCAUCAGUAUUACCUUCAAAAUGUUGGUACAUAUGACGGAGGUGGUGGAGCUGGAGGCAGACUGGCUGUGUACUUCAAAAGUAAUCGUACCUACAGCGGGACAUUUGAGGCGUAUGGUGGCAACAGUGGUACAAAUGGUGGUACUGCAGGUGGCGCUGGAACUAUAUUUCUUUACCAUCGCGUAUAUCGUCAUCGCACAUUGAUUGUAAGUAACCACCUACGUUCACCUGUCAAACCACGCGACGAAGCCAUUUCCAGUUAUUCUGAUCUUUCUCUUAUUCCUGGAACUGCUUGGUUGUUAACAGAAGGUAAAAUACAUGAGUUGGCAAAAGAUUUGAAUUACCAUUUUGAAGAGUUGCAAAUUUACGGCGGAGUGCAUCUAGCUAUUCAUGAAAAUUCCGGUGGAAAGCCAAGUUUACAUUUUCGACACAUGAUCGGAGAUCGCUCGGGAACAGUUCAUAUCGGCCGAGACCAAAAGAUGGAUCUAAAUAGAACAAAUAUUGACUUGCCAUUUAGUGUUCAUGUGUACGAUGCAGGCUACCUAGGAUUAGCACCCUACACUGAGGUACAUGGAGUGAACAUACAUGUUGAUGGUGUUAUAGAAAAUAUUGAUGAUCUAUUACUACAUCAUAGUGGAGUGCUGUAUUUGAAUGAAGGAGCGAAGACUGGGAAUACUCAUAUCAAAGAUGAUUUUAAGUAAGAUCUUACAUUGUUUGUAUUUCAUUUUUUCCCCCUCAAGAUUUUCCGAGGUGGGAAUUUUCUGUACGUAGUCGACUACAAUGAGCUGCCAAAGUUUAGGCCUGAAAUAUAUGAAAAGGAUUAAAGAUCCUUGUAACUAACCUCCUAAUCAAGGGUCUUUGUUUCAAGACGUCGAAGGCUAGGUUUUUAAUCCAAGAAUUUUGUCAAUUUUGAAUUAAAAGGUGAUUUCAUUACAAUUACGUGUCUGUCUUUAUUGCAGGUUCAGAAAUAUACGUAUCCAAGCAGAAGGUAUAAUUCACAUGCAUUCCUCCCCAGUGUCUCACGACGGUAUGAAUCUCAGUGUGACGUUAUUAACUAUCGAAGGUGGCGGGAAAAUGAUUGGCAGUGAUUUACAUAUUGAAGCUACUGACCUGACUAUUGACGCCGGUGGAGAAUUAUCUUUGACAGGGGAAGGUUAUAAACUUAGCGAUGGCACUGGUCAAGGUGUUAAUGGUGUUAUAAAUUUUGGACGAGGAGUUAGUUCCGGAACUGGAUCUUCCGGGGGAGGUCAUGGAGGUACAGGUGGUAGAGGCUCGGCUACAAAGUAUGUUGGAUUGCCGUAUGGGAAUUUAUAUGAACCAACAGAUUUCGGAAGUAGUGGUGGUGGUGACACAGGACAGGAAGGUAAAGUUGUAAACCUUUAUUUCUUUAGUUUAAUUCAGUGAACUCUAAGAUGAAAUAUCUAGCAUAUUCUUACUGUCUGUCUGACAGAAGUCUGCACUUUGAAGAGAUACCGUCUCGAUAGGACCAGUUCAUGUUGAAGUGACCAGUGUUCAAGUCUUAGAAGGCUUAAAAUCUCAGUUAAUUCUUUUAACACUCUUUACGAAAGACCUCCGUUUGAUACCUUUUUUCAUGGUAAUUAAUCUCAAUAUUAAUAUCAGUUGUUAGUUAUUUAUUUUAUCUACACUACUAUAUUAACCUUGUCUAGGAAUGGAUUGUUUAAUCAAUUAAAAUAUUUAUAUUCUUAGGUCGCGGCGGAGGUCGUCUCUUCCUCAACGUAUCAAACCUUCUUGAAAUUGACGGAGACCUGAGUGCUGAUGGCCAGGCGGGCACAUCUGACAAUGGUGGUGGUAGUGGAGGAUGUUUAUGGAUAUAUACUAACAUCAUUAAAGGAUAUGGUACAGUCAGGGCGAAUGGCGGAGCGGGAUCAAAUCUUGGGGGUGGAGGUUCCGGUGGUAGGAUUGCUGUGUACUUUCAGAAGAAUGAAACUUUCUCGUAUUUCUCGUACCGCGCACAUGGUGGAGUAGGUGGGUCAGAUUCCGAGGCCGGAGGGUCAGGAACUGUGUUCCUCUAUCACUUAUACCAUGAACACCGUACACUCUUGAUCAAUAACAAUGGACAAUCAGCUUUAAACAAACACAUGACCUAUACUCAACUUGACCGCGAAGGUGGAAAGGCCUGGAUAAUGCCUGACUCGGGGAUUCACGAGUUUGCUGAUUCUGAAAGUAAGUUUCAUUUCGAAGAACUGCAAAUUUACGGUAAAGCUCAUUUCGCGUUUUGGCCAUCAAACAAAACCAACAUUUCCAUUUACUUCCGCGAUAUGAUUGGAGAUCGUUCAGGAAUGGUUCAUGUGGGUCCUGGGCAAGACUUGGAUUUACAGAGAGAGGAAAUUGAUUUACCGUUUGGCGUUUAUGUCUACAAAGAAGGCCAUCUUGGAUUAGCUCCCAGAACGUUUGUACACGGAGUUGAGAUUGUACUACGCGGUACAUUAUCACAUGUUCGUAAUAUCACGCUACAUCAUGGCGCACAGCUCUGGCUUCUGCAUGGAGGUCGUACUACAAAUAUGAGUAUACAUCAAUAUGAGUUUGAUUUUGUCCGUAUUCAAGACACUGCUAUUGUUCAUGCAGUCACAUCCCCUGUCAAAGACCCUGGGAUUACAUUCUUUACUAAAUCUAUGGAGAUUGAAGGCGGGGGGUUGAUGCGUGGAACAAGGUUAACUUUUACCACAACAAAUCUGACAAUAGAUGACGGGGGUAAACUUGUGGCAGACAAUCUCGGGUAUAAUACAUCACAUGGCUUUAGCGGCAAUGGAUUGCAUGGCUUGAUAAAUCCUGGGGCUGGAUUUAGUUCACAAUACGGAGGAUCUGGUGCAGGACAUGGUGGACGCGGAGGACGUGGUAAGUUGACGAACGGAGCAGAAAUCACAGGUGCCCCAUAUGAUGACUUGUAUGAACCAGAUUUGUUUGGUAGCGCUGGAGGACGAAGAGAUAAUACCCAGCGAGGAGGAAAUGGAGCAGGUGUAAUCUGGAUGAAUGUUACAAAUACAAUCAAUAUCGAUGGAAUCGUGACGGCAAAUGGCGAAGCUGGACCGAGCGAUGGCAGUGGUGGUGGCAGCGGUGGGAGUAUCUGGGUCCACUGUAAAAGAGUCCUGGGAUAUGGAAGGAUAUCUGCCAAUGGAGGAGAUGGGUACAUGAAGGAUGGAUAUAGACCAGCAGGGGGAGGGGCAGGUGGCAGAAUUGCAAUAUAUUUCCAGGAAAAUGAAACAUCAACAUACUUUGUGUACGAAGCACGUGGUGGGGCAGCACGUGGCUGUCAAGUAGGAAAAGAACAUCUCUGUGAAGCUGAGGCAGGAGGUCCUGGAACUGUGUUUUUGUAUCAUAUGAUCGAAGAACAUCGCACACUACUAAUCCAUAAUGGUGGGCAAAAACCUCUAGUGUCUGCAAUCGCAGAUUACAAUGAUCUACGAAAAGAUGGCUGCAAAGCAUGGAUUUUACCUGAAUCAGGAAAACAUCAUUUUGCAAAUAGAGGGCAAGAUUUUCAUUUUGAAGAGCUUCAAAUAUAUGGAGGUGGUCAUCUUGCUAUAUAUACUGAUCCAGUUGGUAAGCCUGCGUCGUUGUUUUUUAAACAUAUGAUCGGUGAUCGUAGUGGGGUUAUUCAUAUUGGCUUAAACCAAGUAAUGGACUUACGUCGAGAUGAGAUAGAUCUCCCCUUCAGUGUACAUGUCUAUCUCGGAGGAUACCUAGGCCUUGCUCCGUAUACUGAAGUACAUGGUGUAACGUUGUAUUUGUCUGGAGUUCUUGCACAUGUGCAGAACAUGACACUACACCACGGUGGUGCUUUUUGGAUGUACCAUGGAGGUCGGACUACCAAUCAGAGCAACAGUACAUACAAGUUUGAUACAGUCAGGAUAGAAGAUAACGGGGUUAUUCAGGGCUUAACCUCUCCAGUAGACCAUCCAGGAGUGACGUUCCAUGUCCGUGCACUUAGUGUUGAAGGCGGAGGUUUAUUCCAUGCCACACGUCCUGCAAUAAUUGCUGAAAAUAUUACAAUUGAUGAUGGCGGGCGUAUGUCAGCAGAUGGUCUUGGUUAUAAUAGAACACACAUGGAUCUUCGUGGUUUGCAUGGGAUUGUAAAUCCAGGACGGGGUUUUCUCUACUCGGGCGCGGGGCACGGCGGAACGGGCGGGCAAGGUAGCGGAUCAGUGCAGGCUGGAUUACCCUACGAUGACUUAUACGAAGCUAUGAUGUUCGGAAGCAGCGGUGGUGGAUCAAAGUCAGGGAAUGGCGGAGGUGUUAUGUUCUUUAAUGUCUCAGAUGUCUUUCAUAUUGAUGGCGUGGUUAGUGCUAAUGGUCAUGAAGUCACAAAGGGUCGGGAUGGAGGUGGGAGUGGAGGAAGUCUCUAUAUAUAUUGUUAUGAAAUCCAGGGAACCGGAUCUCUCUCUGUAGUUGGAGGUCGUGGCGGACCUGAAGGCGGCGGGGGAGGAGGUGGAGGUCGCAUCAGUGUUUACUUCAUAAAAAAUUCUACGUUAACUGCGAAAACUCUGGUGAGAGGUGGGGCAAGCAGUGUUGAAGCUGGAGGCUCAGGAACUGCGUUUUACUACCACCUGGUACAAACCCACCGUACAUUACUGGUGGACAAUGAUGGGCAACAUCCUAUAGCUCAGGUGGUCGAUCAUUACGACGACCUCUCUCGACAAACUGGAAAAACCUGGAUAUUGAGCAAUUCUGGUCAACAUAUAUUCGCUGAUACCUCGCAUCGAUUUCAUUUUGAAGAGUUACAAAUCUACGGCAGCGCUCAUCUUGGGAUUACGUCAUCAAAUAUCACGAGCCGUGUGACCUCAUUGUUCUUCAGUUUCAUGAUCGGCGACCGCUCGGGAACUGUUCAUGUUGGUGAUCGCCAAGUACUCGAUCUACGUCGAAAGUUCAUCGAUUUUCCAGCGCACGCGCGUGUCUACCAAGGCGGUUAUCUAGGGCUUGCUGACAUCACUGAAAUUAACAAAGUGUCACUACAUUUGGCUGGAACUCUUGCUCACGUGCAGAAUUUGACUCUUCUUAAUGGCGGAAUAUUACAUCAUUAUUUAACCGGGUUUACUCAGAAUGCACCGGGACGGACUAUAAGGUUUAAUGAGACUGUUCGCAUUAUGGCUGACUCAAAAAUACUGACCUACAGUGAGAAUGCAGAUGACAGGACAUUCACUCUGGAAUGUCGGAUACUGUUAAUUGAAGGUAAUUUGGCAUGUUUACGUUUGACUUACAUAAUUCUGUUUCAUUUGGAAUGAAAUGAAUAAUUGGAUACUAAGGAUCAUGUGAGAUAUUCAUCGUCUUUGUUGUUUACAAUAGCUUCCUUUACUUUCACUGAAGUCAGUGCGGUGUUAGUUUUCUGAAAACAAAUCGACACGACUCAGUUCUACUUUGGAUUUUAUUUAGGAAAACUAUGGUUAGUGUGGCACACAACCAACGAAAACCGCGAAAUUUAUUUAACGACAAGCGGGUGAAGUAGUUAAAACGUACAGUAGUUAAGGUGUGAAUGAUUAUGACGUUAUCUUUAAAGAAAUUUUGAAACAUGGGACAUAACGAAACAGAUUAUCACCAGCUUGUUGUUGUAAUUACUAUUUCAAUAUUUAAGCCGGUGCUGAGCUGCAAUUACUAUUUUAAUAUUUAAGGUGGUGCUGAGCUGCAAAGUAAAAAUCUUUACCUAAAUGCUGUGAACCUGACAGUUGACGAUGGUGGAAUAAUUAAUCUGAACAAUGGCGGACAUUUACCAAUGCAAGGUCCUGGGACUGUGACUACUAAGAACUGGCGGGCAAGUGGUGCUGGGCAUGGUGGUAUUGGGGGACAGCCCAAGUGUUCUGGGUACAAGACUUGUCGAAUUCGCAGAGGUUUAGCUUAUGGUGAUAUGGUAAGCCCCGCGGAGUUUGGCAGCGGAGGCGACAGUAAUGUUGGCGGAACUGGUGGUGGGAAGGUUAAGAUUGAUGUUCACCACACUUGUAAGGUAGGAAGGAGUAUGACAUAAAUCUAUUUUGGUUGGUGGUGUACACUCCUACAAUAUCUAACAUUCCCUACAGACAAUAGUUGGAAGUAGGUACACUAUGUGGGCUGUUUUCUAGGUGAAGCGUGUACAAGUAGUGAAAGCGAGGUUAGUGUGUACAAAAGUCGAAGGUUAACAGUGAAGGUUAACAGUGACUUGACGUUGCGAACGAAACAGAAAUGAAACCAAAAGCUGUAUUGUUUAAUGCUGUUUAACAAAGCAUUGAUAGAAGUUAAUGAUAGAGAAACUGCAGUGUGUGAACUGCCAAGUGUAUGAAAUAAAUUAAUAACAAUACGUUUACCUACACUGGAUAACGUAUCGGAAAUUGAGAAUUUGUUUUUGUUGAAAAUGCUGAGAAUUCUGUCCAUAUGUAAUCCAUAUUGCCUCGCCAAGUCAUAUAGGACCCACUAUUUUUCAAAAUAUUCAAAUGAUUAUGCUACUAAUUCGGCAACUUGUUGUUUGUAUACUACUUUUUGAUAAAGUUAUUUUGUUUGAAUUUUAUUUACAUCGAGGCCAGUAGCCUGAAUACAAUAACAGAACUUUUAUUAAUAUUUUUUUUAAAUUUAAUUUUCUACUUGUAUUAAUUGUGUAUUAAUCAAAACCGCCUUAAAACAUUGGUUAAAAAAUUUAUUUCGUUUUAUUAUUUAAAGGUGGAUGGCUUUAUCGAAGCUAAGAGCCUGAAGACAAACGCAGGGGGUGGUGGGAGUGGUGGAAGUAUUCUCAUUCGGACACAAACCUUCACGGGCGGACAUACAGGUGCUUUACGUGUGACUGGAGGAACAUCCCAGGCGGGCGGUGGUGGCGCUGGUGGACGUAUAGCUGUUUACUACACAAAUAACCUGACUGAACCUUUCUAUGGCGGUGUGUUUGAAACAUAUGGAGGUGACUCUCCUUCUGGGGGAGAAGCUGGAGCAUCCGGAACCACAUAUCUUGAACACGUGACAAAUGGAUACACAACCCUUCGAAUAGACAACAACAAACACGAGCCAAUUCGCAACAUCAUUAGAAACGAAGGUCGUAGGGUAUCUACAUCCGGGGGUUCAAAUUCCCGUCAGGUGUACACUAUACCCGGUGGGGUAACUGUAUCAAGUUCGACAGCGUAUUACACCGGACCCUACCCACAUUACUAUCCAUAUAAUAUUGGUCGGAUGUUUGAUGGUAAUCUUAAUACUCGGUUUAUAACCACAGCCACAAGACCAAGACUUAGUAUUGAUCUUAAGAGAAUUGUUUUUGUGAAUCAUGUCCGAAUUUAUCCUGCAUGUAGUGCUGGGCCUGCAAAGUUUAAGGUAAGCAAUAAUUUAAUAAUUAGUUUUUCCGCCGAUCAUGCAUGAUUUACCCUUUAGGUAAAAGUUUGGAAACCUAUUUAAAUUGUGCAUUUAAUUGGGUGUUAUUUAGAAAAUUUUCAGGUUAUGCAAAUAAUUGUUGUGAUGUUACAGAACACUGUUUUUGUUACGAAAACCUUUCAAAUCGCAAUUAUCUAAUUAUAAAUGCUUCCAGAACCCUCUUUGCAGCUCAAAUCGCUUAUACCAGCUGCCCACAAUAAAUUUCUCCUACCCAGGUUCUUUCCUCUACACUCAGCGAGGCCGGGAACGUAGAGGAAAGAGCUGGGGUACGUGGUAGCUGUUACGUUAGUUUUUUGAUCAUUUUUAUUUUCAGUUGAGCGGUGUGGACGAAGCAGGCCGGACAUUCGUGAUUCAUCGUGAUUACGUUAACAUGGCAUAUGGCUGUACGCAGGGUUCAUAUACUGAUGUUAGCUUUAUGAAGAACACAACUCGGAUAUUCAUAGAUCUGAUUGCAGCCGUACAUAAAUUCACUAGUCUGACAGAAAUUGAAAUAUUUGAAGGAACAUCCUUACCUCGGCAACGGUAGGUAGUAAAGUCUAGAAACACUUGCAGAGCAGGUGUGAUUGAGUUUGUAUGUUAGAUAAUUUGGCCCUAAUGAAAACAUAAUGUAAACGUACAUUGAAUUGAUUUUUCCUUUCAUUUCAAUUGAUUUUUCUUUCAUGUUCGUGUUUUGUUUUUGAAGCAUAUUUAAUUUCCACUAUUUGUGACAAUUUUUGUGGCUACGGCAUGGCGGUAUAGCACUCAGCGAGUGCUUGAGUGGUUUCGACUGCAUUAGGUCACAGUCAGCAACCGUACGUCGGCCGAUAUCAACAAGUGCUCGUGACUAAGACAGUAUAUAUACUGUCUGUCAUAGUUAAUACUGUUUAUAUUUACAUCUUUACGUUUGCAACUAGUUCCUAUUUGCGUUUUUCAACUGCUUCCUGAAGAGGUUUUUGGUAUUAUCGAAAUAUAGAAGGUAAGAAGCAGUUAUAAUUUAGUCAGCUAUAAUAAAUAAUGUACAUGUUGUAUAUCAGUUAUUUUAAAAAUGAAACGUGCCAAGAGGGCCACAAGCCAAACGACUUCUGUAAGAUAUUUAGGAUUUAAAGGCUCAAUAUUCGGCAUAAAAUAAUAUAUUUAAAUACGUUGGUCAAAUUAAACGAUACAAAACAUGCAACGAGUUGACAAAACGAUAAAUUCUAACAACAAUGGCGGUCGUAAAGUUUUAUUUAUUUAUUUAUUCUAUUUACCCCAAAACAGGAAUGUCGGUCUCAAACUACGUGCAGUCGGUCUCAAAAUUAUGCGUUUGUUUACAUGAUAGAUAGACUCAGAGUAUUGAGUUGGAAAUUUGCUCAAACGGAUCAAACAGCUCAGAAGUAAUAUGAAGAAAUAUUACGUACUUAUUUCGCGACUAUAUGAACGAAUUAUUAUUCAAAACACGCGCAAAGGGAUGAAGUUUCCAUUUACUUUCCAAACAUGGAGAUAUCUAUAUGUCACGAUUACGUGUUGGCACUUUUAUUUGGAAUUUAGGUUCUGCAAGGUCAUUCACGGGUGAUAUUCUAUAUUAGCGAAAAUUUCAAACCCCCAAAAUCAGACUCCAAAAUGCGAUGAAUCUCGAUCAAAAUAGCUAACAUUAGUUACAAUAUUUCUCCGGUCCCUAAACUAUAUUUUUAAGAUGCAAAGUGCAAAAACGAAUUUCUAGCCGAGUUAUAUUAGGAAGUAUGUUCACAUGUAACACGAUAUGCAUAUGCAUUUUGUUACCAAAGAGUUUUAUGUGCCUACUGCAAUCAAGAAAUUCGAUCAGUGAACGACGCACUGGUUUAUCUGAAAUCACGGAGCGAAAAAUUGUUUCCACUGACUAGGCGAUGUUUCCAAUUGUUGCUUAGUGUCAGGCCCAUAACUAGGUAUACAAGUCAAUCGCGUUCAAGUUCAAUGACAGACUGUAUAGUUCUCUCUAUGUAAAGAAGCAUUAUUCUUGCCCUACAGUGACGUAAGAAAUGGGAGGCUGUAUGGGUGCACAAGUACCCCAAUAACAAAAGCGCGGGCCAGCGCCCAAAUAUUACAACAAUUGAGCACAAACACUUUUUUAUUAUGCACCUGAUCAAUGAUGUUCGACCAAAAAUAUUUGUAAUUCUUAGCCUCGGGAUUGGGGAAAACUACAGUAUAAAAUUAUAGUUAUUGUGUCACUGUUUAUGAAAUUGAUAUUUCGUUUGAACUGCUCCCAGAAUGCAGGAAAUAGCGUUUCUAAGCCUUAGAAAAUUAAAAAUUUUCUGGGGGAGCAUGCCUCCAGACCCCCACAGAAGUGUCUCGGUCAAUCAAAAAUCCUAUAGUUACAGUACGAGCCUGACAGUUCCUGUAACAUCCGCAUCAACCGAGCGCAGCUUUUCAAAGCUGAAAUCAGUGAAAACUGUUAUGUGUUCAGUAAUGGAACGCCUCGGUGAACUCUUGACUCUUUGCGUGUGAGCGCGAUCUAACAGACACGAUCGAUCUUGACGAAAUCGCUAAUCCGUGGUCAAACCUGACUAAGCGCGGACACUUAAUAAAAAUAUAACGUUUCACAGCAAACUGUACUGUACGUGUUCUUGCAAAAUUCCUAAUAAAUGCCAUCAAUUCCCAUGCUUUGUACUCAAUUUUAUUGCAACACACCAACUCACCAAGAGUCGGUCUGGAUUCACAUUUCAGUAGUGAGUCGGUCUCAUUUCGUGAUUACACCCUCCCAGUCAAAAUCGAUAUGUCCGCCCCUGACUGAGUGAAUCCAAAGGACGGGCUUUGUGACAUUUGACACAAACAGUCUUGUAUGUGUGCGGCAAAUUCUGGGUUAUACUUAUAAACAUUAAAAGUUUUUUUUCCCAUGUGUUUCUCGCAUCGCACGCGUUCUCGACUCACGUCUCUACAAAAAAUACGUUACAACUUCUUUUCUUCGAGACUUUGAACUAUGCUGCCUUUCGCUGUAAGUCUCCCUUUUACUUGUAUUUGUAUUCCGUGCAUGCAUUUUACGACUUUAGUAGCGAUUCGGAAAUACAAACAUGAUUUCGUAAUGUCAAAGACAAAGUAAUAUAAUUUUUGCCACCACAUUUACAGAAAAUUGCCUUGAAAGUUGAAAUCGGUAUAUGUUAUUUCAUGUACAUGUAAUCAGGUGUAAACAACGUGGCGUUUUGAUUGGUCAACGUUAGUGGUCGUAAAACUGUACGAAAUAUAUGUGAUGGCCCUUUAAUAUUUUGUUGACUUUCCUUGUGUUCUAUAUAACCUCACUUAGUCUUGAAGCAAAUCCAUUACAUUGUUAGCUUUAACAGCUGUUAAUCAGCGUAUAGUGGACAUUUUUAGUCUAAAAACCCAUUUGAAAAACACGCAGGCAUGUUCAAACUCCCGCCUUGACAGCAACAGUAAUUUAUUGGCUGCGAAAUAAGAAAUUUUUCAUCUUUGUUUUAAUAACUGUUUAUUUUUUGUUUGUUUUAGGUGUUACUCAACAAGUCUUACCCAUACUAAAACGAAAGUUUGCACAGACCACAGCCAGCGGUCUGACUGAGUGUAACAAGUGUGACACCAGUACACCACAAAACAACGACAGUUUGAGCAGGCAACAGCUAGCGGUCUGACAGAGUGUAGCAAGUGUUACACUCAACUUCUAGAGCUGUUAAGAGAACUGAGAAACUUAAAGCUACCUUGAAGACUAACAUUGAAGCUAUCUUGAACUUAUAUAUAAACAUAAUAUAAAAGUAAUCUGAUAGUUAUAUUCAGAAUAAAUAAAGGGAUCGUCUACGCUUAGCGUGUCUCAUUUGCCUGCAUUAUAAUUUAUAAAUUUCCGGGGUUUUUUUAUUAUCGUGUGUUUUCUGUUGGUAGGUUCAAAUCUGUGAAGUCGUGGAUAUAAGACAAUAGUCAAUACAGUUAUACUUGAAAAAAUAGAAGAUGCGUAGCCAGGUUGAAACAUUAUUUAUUGAGCGUUCUCUGACUUAAUAUUUAUUUCUACGAGCUUUCGGCUAUCAGUCUAUAGCCUUCGACGGGUGUAUACAAAAAAUUAUAUACACCCGUCGAAGGCUAUAGACUGAUAGCCGAAAGCUCGUAGAAAUAAAUAUUAAGUCAGAGAACGCUCAAUAAAUAAUAGUUAUACUUGUCUAAAUUUUGCAAUUAUUAUAUCUAACAAUUAUACGAUAGCUCGAGUCGUACAAAUAACAACUAUUCACGAUGUGAAGUAAAGGUAAAUAGUGCAGGGAUGUCGCUUCAAAUAAAACAGAACAGUAUUUACACGCUUUUAGUAAUUUUAUUCAUUAGAAUUAGCUUUAAAGAAUACUUUUAGACUGCAUAUUAUUAAACAAGACUUUGUGGCUUUCUUCGUGUUUUGCGAAACCCAGCUUCGUUUAGUACAAAAAUUUGCUCGGAUGUACCCAAAACAUGGUUUUAACAUUUUGCCAUUUUUUUUCUGUUGUUAGAUAUGAAAACCUUGAUGUGGACAGCGCAGUAACUUGGCUACUUCUAAACUCAUCUUACUAUCAGUUUGAUGAGAUCCAUCUUCUAGGAUCAGCUCAUGUUGCUUUCAAAAAUCCUGCUAAUUCCCGAGCACAGAUCUCGAUUGAUAAUCAGAGAAUGUAUGGUGAUAAAUCAGGCACUUGGCAUAUUGGCUACAAUCAGAGAUUUGGCAUCAAUAUCACUGAUCCUGACACGCCAUUGAGCCUGCGAGUGUAUGAACAUGGUGAACUUUCGUUGCCUCGGAAGAGUUUUCUCAAAAGUGUGAGCGUGUUCCUUUCUGGCAAGGUAAUUUUAAUAUGGACACUUUCCCGUAAAACGGACUCUCCCCGCGAUCAUGUCAUUGCUAAAAUCGUUCGGCGUUUGACAGACAAAGAGAGAAUAUUGACAAGGGUUCUAGAUACCGUUUAAGUUUGGGUCAUAAACUGUAGUAAAGUAGAAACUUUUUUCAGUUUUAAGUGGAAUGGGCUGGCGUCUAUAUUUUUAAAUUAACAUGUAAUGGGGAUUAAGUCCAUAUUACAUAUAUAUUGUGGAUAACUCGACCAAUUCUGAGUUUUGUCGUUAAAGGUUCAUAAGGGUUCAUUACGGUUCAUAAGGUUUCAUCAAGGGUUCAUUAAGGGUUCGUAUGGGUUCAUCAGGGCCCAUAAUGGUUCAUAAGGGUUCAUAAGGUUUCAUUACGGUAUAAGAGGAAGCUGGAAUAGCAGGAGAAAACCUGCUCGGACAAACAGUGUCUUCUAGUGUUUCCUAUAUGGUCUCUCUAAUUCUGUUUUGUUUCAUAUUUAGUUGACUGGUUUGAAAGAAGUCUAUGUACUCCAUGGAGGUCGUCUCGAGUGUACAGCGGCAAGCUGUAUAGGUGCUCAAUGUAAUUCAUCAGAAUAUGACUUAAGAUUACUACAUGUUCAAGAUGAAGGUUUCGUAAAACUUGGUGACUCAGAACACAUGCCAGAACUGCAGAUGAACCUCGUCAACUUUACCGUGAGUAGCAAAUGUUUGUCAGUUUUAACAAAAUUUGAAAAGUACAGGUACUACGUGCAAUAGAUACCAUGUUGGAGAGGGUGUUAAGCUUGUAACAUAAUUACUAAAGAAACUUUUCAGCAGCUGCAAAAGUGAGCUGAAUUACGUCAUCAUGCAUUAAAAAGAUUUAUACUAUAUACAGUAAAAUAUAUUAACAAGUAUGCCAGAUGUACGGUACUCAUACGCUGGCAUUUCAAAGGAUUUCUGUGCGUAUGAAAAUUAUUUCAUUAAUUUUCAUACGGUUCUCAUACGUUUCUCUCUUACGCAAUAAUGUGAUAGGGCCUUUACGAAAGAACAAUAAGCCGUCCAUAGGUGACUUUGAACAAGACCAGUUCGCCUUCGGAUGCGAAGAACAUUAGCUUAGAAGCUUUCGAGGUGAUCUUAUCAACGUGUAGGUUCCAAGUAAGAUCUGCUGUAAUCCACACACCCAGAAGUUUGAAAGAUUUGACGGUUUCUAUCGUAUUACCGUUAAUACGCAAUGGUUCUAAUUCGAGUGGCUGUUUAAGGAAACUAAUCGGCAUUUCCUUUGUCGUUUUAACGUUAAUAUUCAUUCAAUUAGAGGAUGACCACGAAGUAAUUUGAUUAAUCUGGCUUUGGAGAUUGGAAUUGCAGUUCCUAUUUAGAAUUCCAGAUGCAGUACAGUCGUCAACAUAUUUAAUAAAUAUUUAAUAGUAGGAUCUUUAUUACUGGUUGGAAUUGCGGCAAGAUCGUUGAUCAUAACUAUAAAAAGUAUGGGACCAAGUUUAGUUCCUUCUGGAACUCCAGCAGGUUUAGGUAGCCAGUUAGAAAAUGCCUUUGUUGACGGUUGUGAAGAAAGUCAGCAAUCCAGUUGAUUAAUAAUGGAUGAACUUCAGGGGUCUGUAAUUUUCGUAAAAUGAUGUUGUGGUCUAUGCGACCAAAAAUUUUAGCAAAGUCAAUCAUACAUGUUCGAACAAUGUUUCAAGGUACAUCAAUUCCUUUACACCAAUCGUGAGUGAGCUUUAUAAGAGCAUGAGCUGUUGAUGAAUUGUUCAUGCAUCCAUACUGGUAAGGAUCAAGAGAGGGUACGAAGUGGUCCCAGAGCCAAUUACGAACAAAACGUUCAAGCGUUUUUCUAAGAACACUCGUAAGUGAGAUCGGUCGUAAAUCAUCUUCAACAGAACGAAUCACGCUUUCUUUAGGGAUUGGUAUAACGUCUGCACAUUUCCGCAGCAUUGACACAAAAUCUUCUUGAAUGAAGACGUUAAAAAUGUGACAGGUUGGAUCGGAUGAGAGAAAGAAUACAAUGUUUCUUUAGUAACCAGUUUGGAAUGUUAUCUGGGCCAAUAGAUUUCUGGGCCAAUCACUUUGGACACUGCCCACCAGGAUGAAAAAACUAUCAGGAAUAUUACCAAUAGGCUUUGGGCACUAUGAGUUAAGGGCAAUGUUGUUGUCGUUUGCUACAUUAGCAAACGCUUCAUUUAUAUAGUUAACUAAGGAAUGACCAGUUAGAAAUUAGAAUUUCAUUUUGGUGCAUGAUAUGAAUGGGUGAUUUCUUUUUGGAGGUACCUAAUAAGUCUUUAAUUUCAUUUCACCAGUUGUGUAAGAGUAUUGUGUAUCAUUUAAUCUCAUGUUAAAAUAUUUCCGUUUAGCUGAUUUACAAAUUUUAUUUAGUACAAGGUUUCUGUAAAACUUGAAGCAGGAUGACUGUUUAUUUAAAGACCAAUAUUUUUGCCUCUUUUCAACUGCUUCUUUGAUCUCAGGAGUUAUCCAAGGUUUAUCUGUCGGGUGCACUUUGAAUGAUUUUAUUGGGGAGUGCUUGUCAAUUAGUUUAUUAAUCUGUUCAUCUAGGAAAUAAUUAAGCUUUGACUGACACUUGGGAAGAUGGUAAAUGGGUGUCCAAUUGACUUUAUUGAGGUCAUCGUCGAACGGUUGUCUCCUACUAGGGGGUAUCUUCGAUUGCGAACCGUUUUGGCAGGUGCGUGAUGUGGAAGUUGGCAUGGUCUCAAGGCAACAGACGUUGUUAUCAGAUAAUCAAAUACUAUACUGUAGUUAGCUGAAAGACAUGAGUAUGAGGUGAAAAUGGUAUUCCUUUAAUUGUGUUGGGUCACGAUGAAUCUGAAUAAGUGAAUAAGUUUUCUAUAUAUCUACGAAGUAAUGAUGGAGUUAUAUAACUGGUUCAAUCGAACAGUUUAUAAACAUAAACAUUUACAAUAUUUACAAUAUGCAAUAUUUUUUUGUUGCAGAUUUACGGCGGAGGGCACUUCGUAUCUCAUGGUCGGCUCACAAUCAAUGCUUCAGAUACAGUGGCGGUGAACUCUGGCGGGAUCUUGGAACAGAAUCAUUCUGGUUACAAGACUGGGACAGGACCCGGUCAAGGAGCUGGACACGUGUCUGGCGGUUCAGGAGGGGGCUACGGUGGUAAUGGUGGACGCGGGGUUGGGAUUCUUCUAGCAGGACAAACAUAUGGAUCAUUGUAUACUCCUCAUCAUUUUGGAAGUCCUGGGGGAUUUGGCAAAGAUUAUGGUAAGUAUUUGUUUUAAUUCAAGUAAUUUAUGAUGUUUAACUAAGAAUCGAACCCAAAGCUUUUGGUUUAACAUGAUGGACCCUGAGCUGUUGAUAUGCCUCAUUAAUACAUUCUGAAGUAUGUGCAAAUACCCAAGUGGGAUGUUUAAUCCACUGUGAAAAAAGCUUAAUAGAUAACUAACAUCAACAAAAUAUAUACAACCCUACAUCCUGUGUGAUCUACAUAUUGUGAUGAAUAUGUUUUUGCUUUCAUUUCCAGGAAACCUUUACUACGGCAGUUACUACUAUCAGAGCACUAGUUCUCAAUCAAACCAAGUCACUAUUGGAGGAAUGGGAGGGAUUGGUGGAGGAUCUCUAAGGAUACACUCGAAACGUACUAUUAUUGAUGGGCGGAUAUCAGCCAAUGGUCAAAAUGCGCCCACUGGUGGUCAACGAAGUGGCUGUGGAGGUGGCAGUGGGGGAAGCAUUUGGAUUACAUGUGAUGAGCUGGAUGGUUAUGGAUCGAUUCAAGCACGUGGAGGAGCUGGCUCAACGGGUAGAGCAGGCGGAGGUUCAGGUGGACGGGUUGUCGUAAACUAUCGUGAUAUUCAUAAUUACAAUGGUUCGUUUUCUGUCCGAGGAGGGACUGGUCUCGAAGGUGGUGCAUCCGGGACUGUGUAUCUGGAACAAGGGAAUGGUACACACGUAACGUGGCGAAAACUAAUAGUUGAUAACGAGGGACUAUCACGGCCAAAGGCUGUAGAUAGGAAAGCGGGGAACUUGUUGAACUUGUUUAGUGGAGUAUAUAGUGAUAUCAGUCAAGUUGGUACAGUGACAUGGCUUAAAGAAUCAAACAAUUACACGUUUAACGAACUUGUUCUGCAAGGAAAUUCACAUCUUGGUAUCUAUGGUAACGCCUCUCGUGGGCAUGUGAGCCUGAAAGUACAUGUUUUGACUGGAGAUCGUUCAGCAGUUUUACACAUUGGAGCAUUGCAAGAAGUUCAUUUCCGCGAUAUUGAUGUAUACUUUCCCGUGAACACGUUUGUGUACCCUCGUGGCUCAUUAUUUCUUCCUAAACGUGUUUCGUUACGUGAAGUUUGGAUGUACGUGAAUGGUUCCGUCUCGGACUCGGAGGAAUACGUGGUAGAUAGGGAUGGACAGCUACAUUUGUGGUCAGGAGGAAACAGUGAGGGUGAACCAGAAGGAACAUUUGUAUUUGUGAACGUCAGCAUACGUGCUCGUGGUCGAUUAUUUGCCACCACCUUGGCUGGACAUGGUAAGAUGGCGGUCCAUUGUAACCGAAUGGUGAUCAAUGCUGGUGGGAAGUUCAUAUCCAAUGAUGUCCAUCUGACUGCUGUUAAUAUCACUAUUGAUGCGGCAGGUUAGUUUCCAGCCAAGUUAUUUAUUAAAAUGUUCUUCUGUGAUCAUUAUUCUUCUUCAUUGAUUAUUAAAUCAAAUGUUCAUUUGUAAUUCUUAAUGUUAAUUUCCCUGAAGUUGAUACUGAGAAUCGCUAUUGAUGUUGCAAGUCAGUAGUAUUCAAUCUUGCUCAUUUUUAACCAUUGAUUUCGUUUGUGUCAAAUGAUGUUCAUUUAUAAUAACUACAAUAUUUCCCUCAAGUAUUUUUUUCUUGUUUACUGAUGCUUUGUUUUAUCUACGAAAUAUUUAUCAGCAACAUUCGUGUUUUCUUACUAAUCGCUGACAAUAAAUUUUAUCCAUCAAACACACCCAUGCUUGCAAUGAUGUACAUUAAUGUUCACCAAUAUUUGUUUGUAUUCAAAGACAUCCGUUUAUAUCUAACAUUGUAUGUAUGUAUUCACCAACAUUAAUUUCUACCGAUGUUCAAUUUUAUCCAUUCAGAUUCAUUUAAUUUGUUUCGCCGUACGUUAAUCACUUUUUUCAGGUGAAAUAACCUCCAGUGGGCUGGGUUACGCUGUUGGAAAAGGACCCUCAUAUAGAAAUGGCUCGCGCCCAGGCUCCGGCGGAGGUCACGGUGGUAACGGUGGUCGAGAAUUGUAUCAACUACAAUCUCCAUUGGCUUAUGACUCCAUCUACACACCUACCGAGGCGGGCAGUGGGGGAGGCGGAUCCCCUGGAGGAGGGAUUAUAAAUAUCAAUGUCAGUGAUUUGUUCAGAGUCGAAGGAAAUGUCCGCGCAAAUGGGUUUGGGAAGAAUACUGGGGGUGAGUAUUGAUAAAAGGUGUAAAAGCCUGCAAAAAAGGAUCGCUAGUCUAAGAAUGUUCUACAUAUGUUUUAUCUAAUGGGGAAUCUACGACAGAGAUUUGGAGAAUGAAAAUUACAUUUCUUGAUCGAUUUUCUCUUGACGACCUCUUUUUAAUGUCACUGUAAUGAACGACUUCCAAAUUCCGAAUUCCUUUUAAAUUCUGUUUAAGGAGGCUCCCUAAAGUAGCGUGCGGGAAGUUCGCGGGACCAGUACGUGAACUAUCCCACGCAACCGCAUGAUCAAAACGGCAAAACAAAAAUUGACCAGGCUUUUUGUAAAAAAAAAGCUAUUUCUGAAAGGUUUCUAAUGGAAAAAAGCGUUGAAUAAUACUUCGUUUUGAGUGCCAAAUCACUUGCGAGUCUAUACAGCAAUUCUACAUAUGAUACGAAUACGAAUAUCACUAGACCGAAAAUAGCUACGAAACAAUGUUUUUUAAUUUUUUAAAAUUUACACUGUCAACUGUAAAACAUUUGCAAAAUUGCAUACAAACGUUUAAAAAGUUGUUUACUUCUCAAGAAAACGUUCACGGUUUUAGUCGUGUUUCUACGAGAUUAAAGUGAUUAUAUGUAAACACAAAAAUAUUUCAGUUUCAUAGCCUAAUUGUUCAUUUUUAGCAAAAUGUACAAAACCAAACAUGAAACAAAAAAACACGUCCACCUGUUAAAAGGCUGACUUACAGCUCAUAGUUUGAGUAAACGGCAGGGUUCAAUUAGCUUCAACCUUAAAGAGGUUUUGUUGUUUCACCGAUUUGAUCCUUCGCAAUAAUCCUUGGCUGUCCAUGGCACUCAAAUAAAUCGAAAAGUUGACAAAAACAAAACAGUAAAAACAACAUUGUCGCUCGAUUUUUUGCUGAAUGAAAGCUCGUUCUGCGCCCGCGUACAAUCUUUUACUAGUCAGCGACGUUUUUCAAUAAGGGGAAUUUCUCGAGUUACACGAGGCUAUUUUCUAACUUUAUUUGCAUUUUACUCAUUAGUUUCAUCGGUGAUCUAUCUUCAAAUUUUGACCACGAAUUUUGUUUUGCGGUAAAUUUUAUAAAUUUAAAUUUUUAAAAAAAUCAUUAGUGUGGAAAUUUCGCAAUAAAAUUUUCGCUUUUAAAAAAAUCACACACUACAGAAUUUUUUUAAACUUUCACCACAGUUGCAGAGCAUCAUUCCCUAUUGAUAUAUGAAAUAAAAAAGAUAGGUCACCGACAUCGUUUUUGAGAUAGCGGCACAUUUAUGGGUUAAAUUGGAAGGUUUUAUGCUGUCGUCAUGUUGCCAUGGGAACAUUGACGUUGUCGAAAUCUAGUUCGAAAUAUUCCUUAGGUGACCAAUAUUGCCACCAAGUCGAAAAGAAUUCGCGUUCUGCACGAAUAAGCCUGUUUUACGGAAUUAUUGCGUAAACAAGAAUAACUGUAGGGAACACCUUAAUUGAAAAGUGAUUUCAUUUAUGGAUCUUUAAUACAGCUGUGGUCUCUAGACAACGAUUGGGCACUGGUUUUGUAAAUUCUGAACGCUGACUGGCUACGAGCCGUGGUGAUAUAACUCGGAAACGUCGGAAAAUUUCUUUCUUUAUAUCUCUUUGUGCUAUAUUAUAAAACAAAUAUAAAACUUACAUUUUUUCCGUAUUCAUAUAUAGUUAUAUCAACACUCGUGGAAAUUGGGAAAACUCGAAAUUGUGUGAAAACACUCCGCCCUUCGUGCGUUGUGUUUCCACGCAAUUUCUCGUUUUUCCAAUUUCCACUCGUGUUGAUAUAACUGUAUAUCAACACGGAAAAUGUUUUAUAUUUGUUAAAUCUUGCCUUGUUAUAAUUCUCGUUAUCGCAGGUGGUGGUGGAGGCACAGUCCUGGUACGUACCAAUCAUUUCGAUGGCAUGGGAACAAUAGAAGCAAGUGGUGGAGAUGGUGCCACAAGGACCACGAGUGGUACCCAGGGUGGCGGAGGUGGGGGAGGCAGGAUAGCUGUAUAUCAUUCUGGGAUAAAUACUUUUAUUGGAAGUCUUCAAACGUAUGGUGGAGAAAGUUUAGCUGAGAGAGGAGGUAAUUUAAAUUCCCUUUGUUUUCUUUAGCGAAACAGCAUAUUUAUUGAUAUUUAUAUAAUAACGUUAAGAAUUCAAGCACUUUCAUUGGUCGAGAGCCGGUCAGACGCACGGAAUUACGUCACACAAAACCUUAUACAAUAGCAUUCCCUUAUUUGUAUAAAUCAUGUACGUGUGAUUUUUGUAAAAUUUCGACUUUUUCAAAUUUCCAAAUGUUUGGGUGGAUAAAAAGUAAGUAGCCUGCGAACAGACUCUCAAGCUGAAUUGAGAGCCUGCAUCGAUGACUAAUGAAUUUGAAUAUCUGCCCCGUAACGUUCGUUUUUCCAAAUAUGGAAUGUCUGUUCUUAUUUGGAGUUGUUUACAACUUUCGUGCAAACUAAAUUUAGACCGUGCAAACUAAAUUUAGACCGUACAGUUUAUACUGUUUUUCGAAAUAUAAGAUAUUAAAGCAAAAGUUCAAAUGUUUUAAAUACUGUUUUCUCAAAACAGAACAUUUCGUGCUUUGAGAUAAGAUGGCCAAGACCAAUUUGAUCAGUUAAUGUGUUUUUUAUGCAUAGUGCUUCAGCAUUUGACAUAUAUAGAGCUCAGCGGAAACAUAUAAAUUAUAGCAUCUGACCAAUGAGAAUUUCGCGUCACGAUUUGAGACGCAGAUAUUCAAAUUCAUUAGUCAUCGAUGCAGGCUCUCAAUUCAGCUUGAGAGCCUGUUCGCAGGCUAAAAAGUAAGCUAUUUACCUGUCUAAUUCCGAGGCCAAGUCUGUUCGAGUGUGUGGUAUUCCGGAACUAAGUCGAUUCCCACCGUGGUCAGGCUAACUUUUCAGCCUGCCCGGUAUUGAUAUACACUCAGAGUAACAUCAAAAACAUUAUGUUCACCUGAGUACAUAACAUCAAAAUACACACAAAAAAUCAAAAUCUUAUGUAUUUGUUAAACACAUCUUAGGCUACGUUUCUUAAUCGAUUUGCUCGAGGUGUUUUUAAUGUCACUGUAAUGAACGAUUUCCAGUGUCGUCUGUUAUAGAGAUUAUGUUGCCUUGAUAUACACUGGAAAUCGUUCAUUACAGUGACAUUAAAAACACCUCGAGUAAUUUUUGGUUCUUGGACUACCUAUUUAGGUAGUCCAAGAACCGAAUAAGUGGUACGGUACCAAAAAUUGAGCGCAGUGUAAACGGGGCUUAAUAUAACUUUUGAAAUUAGGGAAGAAAUUUUGUUUAAUUAAAAGGUGAUUUCAUUUAAUUAAAAGGUGAUAUCGUUUAUGGAUGUUUAAUACAGCUGUGAUCUCUAGACAACGAUGCGGCACUGAUUUUUUCUGUAUUUAUAAAAAACAUUAUAUUCACCUAAGUACUGUACAUAACAUUAAAACACACACAAAAAAAUCUUUCGUAACCCCCGAUCUUCGUCAGUGCAACUAAUUUGGCGACGAUUCAGGCUUUCAGUUUGAUAUCAAUGUGAAAGAAAUAGGCAUGACAUUUUCAACAAAAUAAAACAGUUAUAUUUAUCGCCAUGUAAUGCAAAUAUGAACCUUCUUAUUCCUUUGUUAUUUUGUUUUGACGGUUAAUACUGAAAGAUACAUUUUAAGGAAGAAUUUUGCACAAAAUAAUUUCGUUUCAUUCAUACACUAUUACAUACAAUAGUUAUUGGUUGAUCGAGAUUUUAAGUUUCGACUUAAUAAUCAAAUAAUGCACUCAGUUAUGACAUAGCUUUCGUUGAUAGGGAUAUAACUACCUGAAAAAUACAAGGAGAAAUUUUACGUUUCGAGCGGAGGCCGUUCGUGGGAAGCUAGUCGCUAAUAACUUCCCGACGAAGAGCCUUCGCUCGAAACGUCGAAAUCCUUAUAUUUUUCAGGUAGUUGCGUCCCUACCAGCGAAACCUUUGUUAUUAUUGGGAUUAUACCUACACUGGCACAGACCGUUCAGUUAUAACAUGGUUAAUAAAUUUAGAAAUUAAAUUUUAAUACGAUUCGAGAGCAAAAUACAUUUCUGUAUUACUUUUCCAAGGUUCUGGAACAGUGUACAUUCAAAACGACAGUGGUAAUACAACUCAAAGACAACUCAUCAUAGAUAACGGUCACACCACUGCAUCAUCUAAAAUCGUUGAAGUUCGACAGUUGUUUAUCACUGAUACAAGACAUUAUCGUUAUUAUGUCACAUCGUAUACAUCACCCGAGGGUAUUAAUCUCCGUACAAGUGGUCCACCACAUUGUCUAAGAGUUUGGCAAUCCCAAUGUCUCGCGGGAAAUGGGCAGUUGUCUUACGUAUUUUCCGGGACCAAUAAUUUUUACUACACUACAUCUUCGAAACCUGAAUUGACCUAUACCUUCCCAUAUCCCAUAACCAUGAAUCAUUUGAGAAUAUUCCCACAAUGCAGUUCGGGAUAUUGGACAAAUUAUCGAGUCCAUGCCUACCUGGGUUCUAAUAAAGUAUUCGACCAGGGAUCGUGGACUGAAACCGAGUUAUGUAGUCAGGGUCAAUAUGGCAAAGUUGAAAUACAAAAAGAAGUUAAUAAGGUGGGAGAAAAGAAUGUAUUUCACUGGUCUAGUAAUUUAGGUAUGGCGUCCUUGUUUCGCCAUUACGACUACCGAUCGUCAUUUGCAACUAAAGACGAUGAAAAACAUUGUCUAUUCUCACCUUAAACUUUUAUGAUUUGAGAGGUUUUAAUCUGGUCAGCCAACAUUCUGUCGCUAGCCUCACUCUGAUAGGCUGGACUAAAUUUUUUCAGCGGCUGUUCAGGCUAUAGUAAUUUAGUGAGAUUCCCUUUUCUUUUAGAUCGUAAUAUCGCUUUCGAAAGUUUCCACUUAUUCGGCUAUGAACGAGGUGCAGUUAUUUAUUCAAGAAGUGUUCCCUAGAACAUCGCAGGCUGUGAUUCAAACACCCGAAGCCUGGAUUGUAAAUGAAGAUGAAAACGAAACUGAAAAAGAAUUAUUGAAGUUCGACAAGGUAUAAAAUAUUGUUUAAAAUUAGCUUUGGUUGUAAGUUCUGGUUAAAGUCGUGCCUCAUCUGUGCACAGAAUAUAAACUCACGUGAAAGCUGAACGCUACUUCCUCCAAACUAAUCACACCAAAUAUUCAUGUUUUCAAGAUGAUCUUACGUCGCGGAGGUCGCUUGAGCUGGUCAGGUGAAGGAGUACAUCUUGGGAUAGACGAGUUGGAUGGAGAUGGAACAGGGUCAAUAAAUGUUCGUUCUACACAACAACUCUCAGUAACCCAUACUACAAGCUUUUUCAAGACAGAACUCUUAGCUCAUGUCGACUCCACAUUAAAUCUACCUAAAGACUUCAAUUGUCACUCAGUGAAUGUUGUGGUCCGAGGCGCUGUAAAUGCCCUGGAGAAAGUCACCGUUGGUCCGCAGUGUUUGUUCUCUCUAGAGAGGGAGGGCGAGAAACUAAAUUUAACCAUGAGUAAGUUGGUGGUUCAGACUGACGGCCGCAUGAAAUUAAUGGCAAGACAUGACGAGGUUGUGCUGCAGGGGAUAUCUUUGGAUAUUCGUGGUGGUGCUAGGGUAAGUUUGCAUGUUAAAUGUUAGAAGGUGUUCUAAUUGCCUGAAAUGAAGAUGUGACGAAUUGUUGCCAUGAGGUUCAGACCAGCUUUAGACAUGUGUAAAAAAGAUGGUGUAGCAUUAACCUAUUUUCUUACUUGGUGGAGCAAACCAGCACCUAACAGUACAUAAGGUACAUUCUGCUUCAUAUUUGAGGCCCAUUGCUGUGCAUAUUUUACUAGUUUACCUGAAUUUCAGAACAUGAAACAAUUGUUUUGUUUUCAGCUUGAAGUAAAUAAACUAAAACUGGAUUUCACGAACAUCACCUUGGAGCCUUAUUCCACGUUGUCAGCGGACAACCAGAUCAUGCCCUCCACACUUCAUGUAGGAGAUGGUAAGUCUCACACUUCAGGAAGUAGUGGUGCUGGUCAUGGUGGUCAUGGUGGUGUUGGCUCAGGUCAAACUUUAGUUGGAAUUUCAUACGGUUCGUUCCGAACACCACGAACAUCUGGCCGACCUGGUGCCGCUCCUGUUUUUCCUCGUGUACCCGGCUAUGGUGGAGGAGUCCUGGAACUAGUUGCUCAAAAUACAGCUCACAUUGAUGGUACAAUUUCUGCAAGAGGUGGUUCUGCUAUUUCCCCGCGAGGGAGUGGUGCGAGUGGCGGCAGCAUUUUAGUUUAUGGUAAACAUCUUCGUGGGCAAGGUUUGCUUGACGUUUCCGGGGGAGAUGGGGACAAAGCAUAUAGUGGGGGUGGUGCAGGUGGAAGGAUCAGUAUUUACACAGCUGCUAAUAAUUACAUAGGCCAGUACCAGGCUCUUGGCGGAGAAAGCAAUAUUGAACCGGGAGGAACUGGAACUGUGUACUUAGAACGGAUCACUCAAAACGCUACUGACAAUAUCGAGGUUUUGGCGCACCGUAAUGUAUACAGGAAUGAAACAGAAUUUGAUAUCCAGAAUAGAACACUAUAUAUCAACGCUUAUGGUCGACUACCGCGUUACCCAGACAGAAACCUGAGUUCUAGUUUUGAUGAUCUCACACAAAAUGCAUCCGCGCGCACGUGGUUGACCCUUGAUCCUGAAGAUGACAACAUUAAGUUGAGUGAAUUACAAAUCUACGGUGGAGCACAAGUACUAUUUAUCAUCCCUCAAAAGCCGAGACAUCCAUUGUCUAUAACUAUAACCAGAAUGCAAGGCGAUCGUACUGGUUCGUUCUUCAUUGGUUACAAUCAAUCUUUUCUCUCUCUGGAAUCCGAUCUGCCAUUCAAUAUGGUGAUCUACCAGGGAGGUGUUACCACUAUGCAAGGUGAGCUGAUAGUUGCCGGGGUAACUGUUGACGUCGAUGGUAUAUUACAGAAAUGUCAAAAUAUCACCAUUGCUGACCGUGGUGUUGUGAAGAUGAAGGAAAUGUAUGAUUUCCGUGGAAGGUCUACCAAGGUAUGUCAACAUUUUUUAUUCAAUGUAAUCCGCCCUUCUUCCGUAUACUUAUUUAGUAGUUUGAAAACACUGCGAAGCCAUUCUACACGGUAAGUAAAUUAUGCACAAAAGAAAGGCAUGCUUUUCAAAAUGAGAGAGAAUUCUCUUUCUUGAUGCGUCAUAUCGUACUGUCCUGCUUAAAUACAAAUUCAGUGGGUAUAUGUACUUUGUCCUGCUGUUGAAUGACGGGAAAAUGUUGUGUUAAAAAAACGUUGCCAUUGUUGAAACUUGAAACGCUGCAUCGAGAUAGACAGGACCUAUAGGCCUAAAUGAAAUUGAAAGUAUUUUUUUAAUAAUUCUAAGAACAUUUGCUGCUUGGUUAAUAUGUGUUUUUACUUGAGAAAACUUUCUUCCUACGUUUAAAACACAUUUCAAUGAUGAUAUUCUUUUUUAAGACAUUUGAUUUUGAAGAGAUCAGUAUCCGUAACCAUGGUACAAUGACCGUUACGAACCAAGACAACAUCCGGGAAUUCAAUGGGCGAUCUAUUUAUGUGCAUGCGGGUGGAAGGUUGUCAGCGGUUAAUCUUCAUGUGAAUGCAAUUAAUGUGACAGUGGAUGCGCUGGCUGUGUUUGAAGCAACUUUAGCUGGUCAGAACUUUGAGUUGCCAGGUAUUGUAUAAGUUUAGAAAGAAGUGCUGUAAAUGAAAACUUUAAAUGUGAGGUUUCACGCCCCACGACGUAGAUAUAAGAAAUUGUAAAUGUCUGUUUGAUAACUCUCUUGGCCAGGUUUUCCACUCGAAACGACAAAGGGUUUUUAACACGAUCAACACGAUCGUACCACCUCAAUUUUAGCAGUUUUGCCACCAGCUCUUGACGUUUUACCAUAAUAAUUUUGAUUACAUUUUCAGGGCCAGGCAAGGGCGCUGAUUAUAUCCCAGGAUUCCAAGCGGGUGGAUCAGGAGGAGGUCAUGGCGGGCUCGGUGGUAGAGCGGUUGCACGAAUGUUGUCUGGGCCCACCUAUGGAUCUGUAUUUAAACCACUUGAAUUUGGUGAGCAACAUGUUUCCGAUCCUUAACUUAUAAAUGUGAAGUGAAUUAGAUUAUAAUUUAUGAGAUAAUAACUUGAAGCAUGGUUCAGAAAUUCUAUGAAAGAACAAAACAAUUUAGUAUCUAUGUUUCUGCACAAAGUUGACUAUUGUAGUUAAAUCUGUGUUUUAUUAUGCGAUACGUGAUGUUAUACAUGUAUACAGUAUUGCUCUAUCUAGUGAUAGUAUAACAUCAGGGUAUUUAUCUUUCAACAGGAAGUUCUGGUGGCAAUAGUUUGUAUGAACGUGGAGGGGUAGGAGGGGGUGUCCUCUUCCUAAAUAUAUCCCACCGUGUCACAGUGAACGGAGAUCUUUUGGUCAAUGGGCAAAAUGCCUUGGGUAGAUACGCCGGUGGUGGAAGUGCUGGGAGUAUAUAUGUCGUAACACAGCGGCUGGAUGGCAGUGGAAAAUUGCAGGUUAAAAUUUUUGUUUUUUAUAGUCGGAAUUAAUUAAACGCUGUGUUCUUGUUCACAAAACUCUUGUUGUUUUUGUGUCGCCAUCUUGUUUUUGCUACUCGCGACAUAUGAGCUGAUAUACGGCGAUCAAGUAGUCAGAUUGACUAUCAUAGAUGACUAUAAAUAUUAUAAAUGGACAUAUUAUUUCCAAUUGGCCCACUGGAGUAACCUUUUUGCACCCAGUUCAUAUAAUAUUAGAUUUGACACUCAGGUCAUCUUACAUACAAUUUAUUUCAGGCAAAUGGUGGUAAUGGGUAUAAUAAUGGGCACCGAGGGGGAGGUGGAGGUUCUGGUGGUAGGAUAGCGGUGUAUUAUAAGGAUAAUGAAGAUUAUGAUGGAAUAUUUGAAGCUUAUGGUGGGUUUGGCAACGAGGAGUACGGCGCAGCUGGAACAAUAUACCAUCAACAUAUGACGUCAUAUAAUGUAACAAAGAGGAGCUUAUAUGUAAAUAACAAUGGCCAUGCACCACAAACAGAGCGAGUGACCGAGGUAGGUUUUAUACAGGGUGUAUCAAAAUAAACGCAAUUCAUCUUUUGUGCUUAAUAACUUUCGAAAUACUAUUUCUAGUUAAACGCUUUUAGGCUUACUUCAAAGCCUGUUCUUUUCUCUUUCAAACAAACUAUUAUCCUUGUCUCCAAUGCUAGUAAUAAUUGCACAGGAAAAGAUUUAGUAAAACCUAUCAUUUUUAGUUGCUGUUUAAUUGCAAGUUUACUAUGUUAUUGUUUAGUCGGUUUAAAUGUUAGAAUUUUCUUCUUUAAACUUCAAUGUUAUCGUCACUACAUCUGGAAAACCACGUAAGAACAAAUUAAAAGUAUUUUAAAAGAGACCAGGUUAUUUGAAAAUCUAAACGAAUGCUAAAAAUCGUCAAAACAUUCUGGUGUCUGAGCCAAAGUGUCAUCGAAUUGCGAUGUAAUGUAAACAGAAAUUAUAGCAAGUUGAUGUCAGUCAGCUUAGAUGGUCCAAGCCAAAAUUAUAUCGCAUUUGAAGUUUCAAACCGAGUUAAAAAUAGUAGAAGAAAAGCCGUAAUUAUACUUAUUGUUACAAUCCAUUUAAUAAAAUGCAACAUUUGUUUGUUUUAAUGAAAAAAUCAGUUAUUUUCAUGAGAACGAUUUGUUAUUCCAUCUCAAUUUUUUUAAUCUCCAAUCGCAAUAACGUAAAGUAUUAUUACCCGCGAACCAAUGAGUCAAAUUUAAGAAACAACUCACUGUUAGAAAGCUGAAUGGCUACGCUUUAAAAUGCAUGUAAACUUUAACGUUUUCGUCUAUUAUUUGUUUAGCAAUUUACAUUUCAGUCGAGGAUUGCGCUUUUUUUGAUACACCCUGUAUAUCAGACAUUGUACUCUGGUUUUAUUAGCUUUCAUCGCUAGGUUACAGAUUCUUAAUGCGCCUGAAUUGCCUGAAAAAAGAUUAAAAGGUACUUACAUUUCGAGUGAGUUUAUUUAGUGAUAGUUCAGAAUAAAAUCCAGCCAAAAAAUCCAGCAGUUCAGAAUAAAACCCAUGUACAAGCCCAUCAAAAAUUAUUACGAACGAAUAUAAGCCCAGAGCUCAUAUAUUUAUGGUAUAAAUAGAACGACCUUAAAUUAUGUAACAAUUACUGUAUCAUACAUAUUUGGUAUUAUUUGUUUAGAAGACGUCCGUUAGAUAGGCCCAAACUAAGAUAAUUGCAUGAUUAUCUGGGCAUUCUGUAAUGCGAGUAUUCCGGCAAUGACACAACGACAACAACAAUAACAACAGCAGCAGCAACGACAACGAUAAUAAUAGUUUUUUAACUCCUUGUACAUAGCUUUGCAGCAUUAGUUUCUUUUCAGUUUAUAUUCUUGUACACACCCCGUUUGGAAACAACUUAGGUUGACAUGGUAAACGUGUUUAAAGGAGUUAUUUGCUUCAGCGAAUAAUCAAUUUAUUGCUUCCGUGGGAAUUUUGUAGGGAUAUUUAGGGAUUCGGGGUAGCACGCAAAAUGGGGGUUAUGGAGGGAACCUCGCAGGGAAACUCGUUCAACCAGUUUUAUUUCCCGUGGAAUUUUGCAACACAUCAGUGAAUUUCCGUGUCACGCUUCACGUGCAUCUUGGGCCUACUAUAUAAAAACGUUGAGCGUUAACAACUCAAGAUCAUUCACAUUUGGCUUCGCAAGGCAAGUGUUCAAGUCCUCACAAGUUUUCCUUUCCCUCCCGCCCUCCCUUGCCUCAUUUUGCGUUCUACGAUACAUGUUACUGGCGGUUUUUGUAUAUGGGGCGUUUUUUAACACCCCACCUUUUCUGUGCUAUGCAUGAAUACUAAAUUUGUAACAUUUAUCUGUAAUUUGUUAUUUUUGUGUUAAUCAUUAAAUCGGCAUUGUGCUCCUGCACAUUGCCAUUAUUUUAUCCAGAACGGUGUACUGUCAUUGAUCUUUUGCAUGCAGUCCUUCGCACAGAAAACGGAGCUCGUUAGGCUGAUAAAUUGCCGCUAAAGUUUAGGUUUUAUGCAUUGCUUGCUACCGCGGAAGCGAUAAAUGAAGUUUUUACUGCUAAUAAUAAUCUUUUACGUUUUAGCUCUUUGAAUCUUUGAAGUUAUCUGGCGGCUCAGGUGGUACCCGGUCCUCCAGAACAUACAAAGCACGCGAGGGUAUCACCAUAACAACCAAUACUCCACCAAUAUGGUUAAAUUAUGAUAAUUAUCUUCAACUUUACAACGUUUUUGACGGCAGAAUAAAUACGUGGUAUGCAGCCAACUCUACAUCUGCUAUGUUGACAAUCACUUUCUCCCAGCAAACAUGGUUACAACGUAUCAGAAUAUACCCGGUAAAUAAAUUAUCUGUUAAUAUGUAACGCCUUAUUAAAUUGUGGUAAUUUAAUUGGCUGAUUAUGAUCACGUGAUAUUGAAUGGAAUUUCCCAUUUUAUUGAAGGUGCGAUGUAACGCGAUGAUCGACGUGUGAUGCGAAAUUAGCCUGGGGCGAACACGUUUUUUUGUAAAAAUUGAAGAAAAAGCAUAAUUUGAUAUGCCUUGAUUUUAUAUACAGUACUAGUUAAAACAUGAACAGCAGUGUUUAUCAGAUAUAAAGACACGAGGCGAAGCCUAGUAUGAUAUAAAACACGCUGAUAAAACACUCACUGCGAAUGUUUUAAAUUGCUUCAAAAACGACCAAUUUAGUAAGUUCAUUGGUGAAGUAAUUUUCAAAAAAUACGUUGUUUAAGUCGAGAAAAUAAAAGUUAAAGUUUUCGUUGUGUUUUCCUCAUGAAUUAUUAAUGAGUUUUUGAAUGCUGAACAUUUUUAGUGUGAAUACACACUGAAUAAUAUAUCUUCAGCAUCACUCUGAGUACGGAAUUAUUUUGCAUUUAGCAAAUGUUAUUUUCGAUAAUUCGCGUGGAGGCAAAAUUUCAAAUGAGAAUGUCUAUUGUGAAUUUACAUUAUGAUUUACUGUAAGAACCUACGAACUCAGGCAUGUUAAAAUUGCUCACAAGUAUCGUUAAAGUUGGAAUUUAUUCUUAAGAAUUAUCAUGGCUGAAAUUUGUCCCUUUUUAAAGCCUCUUUUCAGGAUGUUUAGCCAGUGUAAUUUUAAUUGUCUGCAAAAAAUAGGGAAGAUGCUAUAUUUAACUAACCUCUGAUUUUUUUGCGUCUGUUUAAUGCUGGGAUUAAGUUUUAUGUAUGUUGAAACAGGAUUUUAAAAUGUUACUUAAACAAUACUCUGUCACCUUAUUUUGUUUAUAGACAUGCACACCAGAAUAUCGUGUCAGUUAUAAUGUACACAUUACCACACAGGAAACAAAGAUUAACCUAACGCCUUCAAAUGUCUCAUCCAGCGGUUGCUUCAAUACUAGCGUAUUUCAAGACACUAAAAUCAAUAGUGAAAUAACAUCAAUAGAAAUCAAGCUUCAAGCUUUAGAGAAAUAUGUCUCGUUGUCAGAAAUUAAAUUAUUUAUCGGUCGAGAUACUGGAGAUUUCAAUGAAAGGAACAUCGUUCAGGAUAGUGCAAGAACAUGGUUGGUUCCUGAAGACGACCAGUCCGGUGGAUUUGAGGUUGAUUUUCUGCAUAUAAGUGGUUCUGCGCAUGUCGGAAUAUUACCACAGCCAUCACACAACGGUAGUAUAGUGGUUGGUGAGGUGGGUGGUGAUCAUACUGGCAGUCUUCAUGUUGGUUCUCAACAGACGGUGAAUAUAUCAACCCAAGAGAUGACAGUGUUGCCGUUCAAUAUACAGACUUAUAAGGUACAACAAGUUACAUUUUAUUUUCGUUGCGCUAAAAAACUUGUGACUCUAAAACUGUUGGAUAGUUAGUUAGUCGUUUAUAGAUUAGUUAAUAGUUGGAUAAUUGCUUGGAUACUAGAUUCUUAAAUUAUUAAAUUAUGUUGAAUAUUUAUUGGUUAGUUAGUCAGUAGGUAUAGGUUUUCACUAGUAUAGGUUAUUAAGUUUGUUAUGGUUAAAAUAAAUUGAAUUCGUAAGUGUUUAGGCAACAUGUUCGGAGCUCAUUAUACCAUUCUCUACCUUUCAAAACUAGAAAUCUACGAUUGUUCUUCCUGAAGAAAUACAUGUCACAAAUGGCGUGUUUGUCACAAAAGGAGAAAUAUUGGGGCUAAAACGAUUACGAAUUGACGAAAAUGGCGUGUUUAAUGUUUUCCCUGAAGCAAGUUUAAACACAGAGAUACCAAACAGUUUAAAACUCGACAGCUUACACGUAUUUACAGGCGGAUUGUUCCACCAGUCGCUGGGUGAUUUAACAAUCGGAGAACUGAAUGUAACUCUAACAGAUGAUUUUGUCGUUAAUGCUUAUGGUACGGCGGAUAUCAGUGGACUUUCAGUCCAGGUAAAUAUCAAUGAUUUUAUUGUUUAGUUGUGAAAAAUGAUCCUUGCGCUGUUCAAAGUGUGCAACGUUCAAUUUGAUUUGAGGCAAUCGUAUAUGACCAGUUUCUGGAGUAUCCGUUGAUUGUUGCAUGUUUAGUACUAAAGAGACCACGAAUUAACACGUGCUGAAUACGGCAUCGACGCAGCUGAAAAGACUCGACUACAGAUGUUGGAAUGUAGUAAAAUGUCCUAUAAUAUUUUUCUCUAACAGGCAGGAAAAAUUCAACUUGACACAUCAUCCAUUUUGACUGCUCGUGGCCGUGGCUAUCCCUCAGCUCAAGGGCCUGGAUCUGGGGUUUCAUUCUUGCAAGGUGGCUCAGGAGCAGGACAUGGCGGUACAGGGGGACGUGGAAAUCUAACAAGAGUGGGGGAGGCUUAUGGUUCUGUGACUCGACCUCGGGAAUUUGGCAGUGGUGGAGGACGGGGUACUCGUGAUUUGGUAUGUUAAUGGAGAUAAAUCCUAAAAAUAUAACAUGUGCUUUACAUGUAUUGUCAAUUUUUCCCAGAAAUAUUGCAUCAAGGAGACUGAAAAAUAUUCAUUAAAAAAACUCAAAACUUUAAAACUCUAAAACGCAUUAUCUAAUUUUGUAAACCUUGUUUGAAUUAUGUUAUGUGAUAUUUGAGAAUCAUAUACAUUAGCAAAAAAGAUCAAUUAUAUUUCAACUCAGAAAUUAUUGCAGAUGUUUUGCAUAUUGUAUGACUAGAUCUAAUACAACCUUCCGGAAAGUACGUCAAUACAGCUUUGUAGCCUCGUUUUCGUGUUUUUUACAUUAGUAAAGCCAAGCGGUGCAAUCACGAAAACGAGGCUUUACAGCCAAUAUUUUGGCAGCGAGCAUUGUUUUCAUUGCAACAUCAUAUACAGAGCUUUUCCUAAUUAACAGCGGUUUGCCGUUAAUUUCAAUCUUAAUGUGACUGAUGACUCGUUUUCCCCUGCAGCCAGGGGGAGCAGGCGGUGGUGUCGUCGCUCUUCAAGCACAAGUCAUCAAUAUUGAUGGUACCAUUGACGUCAGUGGAAGUGACGCUCAAGCCGGAGCUGGUGGCGGAAGUGGUGGGAGUGUUCAGAUAUUGGCUGACAGGUUUAUAGGAAAAGGUCGACUGCUUUGUAAUGGCGGGAAAGCUGUGAACAACGGAGGAGGUGGCAGCGGUGGACGACUCAGUGUUCAUUGCAAUGAAACUGAGUUCAGCGGUAGAAAUUCUGCCCUGGGUGGAGCAAGUACUGUUGAGCCUGGGGGACCGGGGACGAUUUAUCGCAAAAUUGGAACAGGAUAUGAAACAUUACGUAAUCUGGAAAUAAACAAUGGUGGACAUGUACCUGUUGACAAUUAUCUUGUCAGCCGUAAUCAGUAUGAAAAUAGCGGAAAGGCGUGGGUGCUAGUUCAGUCAAUUGAUGAUUUAAAGUACGAUGAGCUGCGGUUGCUCGGUGGAGCGCAUGCGUCAUUUGUGUUGAGUGUGAAAGGAGAUGUCUCUAUAAAUAAAUUCUCUGGAGAUAACACGGGCAUGCUGCAUGUCCAGGCGGAUGACAGAGUCGUUAUAAAGUCAGCACCUGCUGAGUUUCCAUCAUGGUUCCGUGUGUACGAGAGAGGAUAUCUGUCCCUGCCUGAAAUCGUGCAUCUUAGCAAGUUCUCAUACUCGCAGUUGUUUAUUGAAGGGAAAAUAGGAUAUAUAAAAGACUUUCGUAUUGGCACUGGUGUCACUCUAUCACUUGGAAACAAGGUAAGAUGGUCAUUGAACGAUUCCAGAGUACUAUCAGAGAAACAUUUAGACCAAAAUGGAUAUUCUUUUAGUUGCAAGCAGCGGAUAAAUUCCAUAGAUUUUAACUAAACCAGCCAACCAAACAAAAACAGCUGAGAAUAAUAAAUUAGUAUGAACAAGAUAAUUUCUAUUAAACUUGCUCGGGAUGGAUAUUAGAAAAUGAAAUCUGUUUUUGUAGUUGCAAUAAAAAAUACCCAUUACAUGAUACAUUUACAACCUGUUAUGACAGAACCAAUAUUAAAUUUUUACCCAAUUGCAAGUUACAAUCUAGUGCAAUCGCUAUCCAAUGAAUAUUAAAUGAUUUAUUAUAAUUAUAUUUUUUUUACCUCAUGUCAAUAAAGGAAAAACAUUGAUUCGCAGUUUAUCUGCAUCUGUCACAAUUGUCACAAUUAGUUUUAUUUUCUUCUUAUUUUCGUCUUAUAUUCUUGUUUUUGCAGGCUAGUUCGUAUGGAUUAAACGACAACAGCUUCAGACUUGGUUCACUCACUGUCAUGCCAAAUGCUCAACUUGAUUUCUAUAAGCCUGAGUCUCUUACCCAGUCUCUGAAGUUGAAUGUCUCAGACAAAUUUCACGUGUUUCCUGGAGGGAUGGUCAGCUGUCAAAGUUUUGAUGUGCACGCCCGAAAUAUAACGAUAGAAGUCGCAGGCAGUAUUGUAGCAAAAUCAUCUGGGUAUACCUUAGGAACUGGAAAAGGUAUAGUUAAUAUCCUGCUUGUCGGCUAAUAAUUAAAUACCAAAUGAAAACUGGAUUGGAUUCUAGGUAAUUAGUUUCAGUCUAAGGCAAAGUUGGGAUGGAAAUAUAUGAAGUCAGAAAUUAAAGUUUGAAAUAUUAUUCACCCAAUGAGCUUACGCAGCCUCAUCAUAGACCUAACGGUCUACAGGAAGACAGGAAACUACAAGUAAUAAUCUUAUAAAAUGUGCUAAUGCACUUAAGGGAAUUCCGCAGUAAUUGUUCCCGAAAUGAGAAUGUGCUGAAACUUCCCAGGCAUGGAGUUUAUGUACUGUUUAAUAAACGAGCAGGAGUGUUUUAUUAGGUUUAAAGCCACGGGCGUGCAGGGCCUGGAUCUGGACCUGCGAGUUUAUUGAACGGCUUCAAACACGACUACAAAUUCAAUAGAUUUAUUGCCUUAUUAGUAUUCUUUAUAUAAAAAAUACUAAUGAGGACACGACUACAAUAGAUACUGCCUUAUUAGUAUUCUUUAUAUAAAGAAUACUAAUUAGGAGUGUUUUAUCAGGUUUAAAGCCACUGCACGUGACAUAUUAUGGUUAACAUGAUUUGCCAAUAAGCUUAUGAAUUAUUAAUGAGUGUUUGAAGAUAUACUUAAAGUAAAAUCACACAAAAAAGUCGGGGUCACCGGACUCGUUAAGAAGAUAUGACAAUCACAAUAUACCACCUUUACCCCAAUAUGGCGCCAUCUUGACGCUCAUUACGAGUAACAGCAAAAUUACAACAGCACGAUAUUUAUUGACGUUUUUAGUGCGGAUUUUGCUUUAGUGAACCUAUCUUGUAAUUAUUUUUGAAAACAUAUUGUGUUUUGAGCAAAAUGAAACUACUAACGUGUACAAUUCUAAUCCACAGAUGUCUUUUCCACAUUUCUUUACAUAUCUUUCUCUGAGAAUAUGCAUUGUUCAUUGAUAAAGGAUUUUUUUUUCAAGAACCGGGAAAUGAUUUUUCUUUUAAUUUCGGAUAUGAAAUGUAAAAUGCAUUAAAGAAAUAAAUUAUCAGUUAAAAAACGGGGGUCACCGAUCUUUUUAAGGAAUUGUGACAUUAAAACGUGAAGUACAAGUAAAUAUAUAUACUACAGACACAGGGAACCCUAGCUACACUUUUGUAUGCCUUUUUUGAAAACAUUGAUUUUAACGUAAUUCUUUGCACGAAUGUAACCAAAGAUGUUUUGAAGUAACAUAAAAUUGUCAUAAAUUUUUUUUUUUUAAAACGGUACGUAUAAUGGAUGAAAUUAUAAGUUAUAAGAUAUGCGCAGUAAAAGUGCGCAAUGCAAAACUGCGGAAUUACCUUAGUAAUGCAAUAUUUUGACGACCUUUUUAUUGUCAUUGUGAUUUCUAGGGAACGGAGGAGCUGGUCAUGGUGGCAGUGGUGGAUAUGGUACAGUAGAAUUCGACCGCCCUGGUGCUGUUUAUGGAGAUUUCCAGAGUCCAACUAUGUAUGGUAGUACUGGUGGUAACAAUGGUGCUCCAGGUGGUGGUGUUGUUAAACUGUACGCUGAGGAAAUAACCACCAUCGAUGGUACCAUCAUCGCAACCGGUGGCCACAGUUCUGGUGUUGGUUUUGGUGCAAGUAGUGGUGGUAGUAUUUGGAUCCAGAGUAAUAUUUUCACUGGUAGAGGUACCAUACAGGUGAAUGGUGGAAAUGGUCUUGGCUAUGGUGGUGGAGGUGGUGGUGGUCGCAUAGCAAGCAUAUUUAAAAACAACACGUUUACAGGUAUGCUCGAGGCCUAUGGCGGGAGAAGCAGUCUAUCCCCAGGAGGGGCUGGUACAGUAUACUUAGCUAGCAAAGAUGGCGGGUUUCGAAAACUAAUUAUAGACAACCGAAAUAUUGGAAAACCCUCUAGUGAUACCAUUGAGGACAUCCACCGCGACGGAGGCAGGACCUGGUUGACACCCUCUGUUGGUUCGCCCCGAGUAAUUCUGAGUCAUCUUGAUAUACGUGGUCUGGGUCAGUUAGCGUCCUUGAAAAACUCCACCCAAGGUAACCUAGAAUGGGACAUUGGUACCAUCACGGGAGAUAAAACUGGAUUGCUACAUAUACUUGCUAACCAAAGGCUGAUCAUUACUGGAAAAGAAGGAGAGAGCAAGUCAGCUGAUUUACCUUGGGGUAUUAAUGUUUACCCACGAGGGGAAUUGACAUUGUCGGAGAGUUUUAUGGUUGAUGGAAUAAAGAUAAUUGUUGCAGGACGCUUAAAUGGAGCCAGAAAUCUUACUGUAGCGAAUGGUGGGAAGGUCAUUUUAAGGUAAAAAGAAUAUAGGGUUAGUUACGAUAUCAUACCAUUUCAUACGAAACCAUCUAUGCCAUGACAUGCCUUACCGUACCAUACCAUACCUCACUAUACCAUGCAUUAAUUGCAUUUCCACUAUUAUUUUAUUGAUACUAGACAAAUGAUCGACCCCGAAGGGAAAAUAUCACGUCACACGUCAUUUGAUGAUAUCAAGGUACAAGGUGGUGGUAUAUUCGAAGUUGAAAGUGACGAUGGUGGUCUUUCUGUGUCAUGUAAUCGACUUAUUAUCAACAGUGGUGGCAAGUUCCAAGCUACUAAGCUGGACCUAACAGCGAAUCUCGUCAGAAUUGAACAAUCUGGAAUCUUGGAAGCAAAUUACAAAGCAGUGGUAAUGAUUGUAACAAGAUAUCGUAAAAAUAAUUUGUGAUGUAGCUUCCGGGUUAUAAUACACGGCAUAACCACUAUUUAACGUUGGACUAGUUGUCCAGAUUCCAUACGUACUGAACUGUAAUGUUCGCUUAUGCUAAUAAAUGUUUCGGUAAAUCAAUUCUAAUUUACUUAGAUAUUUUAGAACAGUUGCCAAACACAAAAUCACGAUUUUAGUUAUUUCAUUAAUAUUUAAACAUGGUACAUAAAAAUGUACUCCAUUUUCCCAUAUUCUCGGCUAAAUUGACCAUUCAUGUGAAUAUGGGUAGAUUUCGUGAUCAACAAUAAAACUUUUUUUAAAAUACCUUGCGCAUUAAAAUUAACUUCCGCACACGAUUUGAAUUCAUAGGGGGGUAUUUUCCAUUUAUACAAUUAGUGCCUUUUCAAAAUUGUGUACCUUAUAUAUAGCUAUUUGAAAUAAUUAUAAUUAUGAUUUCGCGUUUCGCUAUUAAUCUGAAAAUUUCUAGAAAGUAAAUUAAGAUCCAGACAGAAACAAAAAGUUAAUACCAAUGCUGAAAAUGCCCUAGAAGUUGAUAAUAUUUGAUUAGUUUGAAAAAGUUGAUGAAAACUAGUCUACUGUUGUAAAUGCAGCUUUCGUCAAAUCAAAUUCGAGUACUUCAUUUACUGUAACUUUGUUACUUUAAUUUUAGCGUACCGUUAGUGGCCUGGGGGCAGGUUCUGGAGAAUACAACCCACGUGGCUCAUCUGGCGCUGGUCAUGGUGGUACUGGUGGUCGUGGGCGAGAGAACGUAGACAUCGGGGCAUUUUACGGCAGUGUGUUUUAUCCCACGUCAUUCGGAAGUGUUGGAGGUGGGGGAGAAUCCCCUGGUGGAGGAGUUAUAAAGAUAACUACGCGUGAAUUACAAGUAGACGGUAAUAUCGAGAGUAAAGGCGGUUUGUAUGAGAAAGGUAUAAACCAUGGAGGAGGCAGUGGGGGUAGUAUAUAUAUCAACACAACAACCUUCGAGGGUGAGGGUGUGAUUGAUGCAUCCGGGGGAUCUGGUAAUGGUUAUGGAGGUGGUGGCAGUGGCGGAAGAAUAGCAGUGUAUUAUCACUCCAGUUCAUUUACUGGUCAGUUUGCUGCAUUUGGUGGGAGUUCAUUGCACGAAGCAGGGGCUGCUGGAACAGUAUAUCGAAAGGAUUACCGACAAAAUUUGAAAUAUCUUUGGGUUUCAAACAAAAACCAGAAACCUCGCACAACACUCGUCAACUUUGCCAACCCGCGCAAAGAUAAUGCCCGAACAUGGCUACCCUCACUUUCUAGUGAUACUUACUAUGAUUUUGAUGAAGUUACUUUAACUGGUGGCUCGCAUUUAGUCCUGGAAUAUUCAACACAUCAUCAAACAAUGGUGAUUGGCAAACUGAGUGACGUCAUAAAUACUGACGUAACUAGUUAUCUACACAUUGGGCAAUGGCAAACUGUUAAUGUGCGUCAAACUGGUGUUAUAUUCCCUGUUAAUAUCCAUGUCUAUAAAACGGGCACGCUGGGAAUGCCACCAAGUGUUGAAGUUAAGAAUACUGUGUUUAAUUGCGAGGGACGUGUGAACGGGUUGAAGGAGUUGACGGCAUCUCAGACGACGAUCAAUUUUGGCGUCAACAGCGGAUCAGUCACAGAUGGCACAUAUGUCUCUGGGCACUUUGUUUUUGAACAAGUGACCAUAAAGGCUGCUGGGAAGUUAAUAUUUAAAAAUGCUGAAAUUGGGAAUGUCCUGAAAACUAGCAGACUUGAAGUCAAGGCUAAAGGUCUGAUCCAGGCAAGAAUAUUGACUAUACAAAGUGAAGUCAUCGUAGUGGAAGAGACUGCAAGGAUCACUGUAGAUGGUCAGGCAUUUGAACAAGGAGUUAUGAAUAAGAAUUAUGGAGGUCAGUGAAUACUGAUGUUGGAAUCUAAUAACAGGGACUUGUUAUAUAAGUUGUAGUAUUGAGUCAUUAUUGAACUACGUAUUGAACUACUAGAUUUAUCUUUUGCUCUGCUGCUAUUAAUAAUAUAAUAGACAUUGCCAGGUCCACACUUGCAACAGGUGACCCAACCUAAAGCGAUUUUACUAUGAUUUCAUUUGAUUGACUUACUUAUAUGUAAUUUACUUGACAAUGCUUUUUGUCUCGAUCGGCUAUGUUUGGUCGUUCCGCUACGGGAGGAAUAAAAUUGCCUGGUGUUCAACAGAGUUAAAUGUAUUUAUUAAGACAAAAAUUUGCUGUGCCAAUUAGGCUUUUUAAAAUUAUUUGGUCAAAUAUCAAUUAUGCUUUAAUGAAGAUUAAAAACAUUGCUGCCUAUUUUCAUUUUUUGUUGAUGGCUGUGAGAAAAGUUUCUUUUCUUUCUUUAAGGUCCAAAACAAGAGUCGUCAGGAGGCUCCCAUGCGGGUUAUGGAGGUCAGCGGUCACUUGGUAAGCCUUAUGAUUACAUUAAGGAACCAACAUUCCCUGGUGAAGGCGGUGGUCCCCCUCGUUACCAUUCCAAACCGAGUGCUCCUGGAGGUGGGGUAAUUCGUGUAGUUGUGAAAGAUCGUCUGGUAAAUAAUGGAGAAAUUUCUGCAAGGUUUGUGAUAACUUCCUGCUUUGAUUUAUACUUUAGUCUACUCAUACACGGACCCAAAGGGACCAUUUAAGAAAUAGAAAACCUACAAUCAUCCUACUUCAGAAAUUGAUUAUUCGCAAUAGCCUCAGCGGCGUAGCCAGAACAAUAAUUGGGGUGGGGGAGGAAGCCAUAUUCAUACAUUCGUGUUCACAUACCAUGAAAACAAUUGAUUUCAAAAGAAAUUAAUAAAGCAGAACACGAAUAUAUGAAUAUGGGCCCCCCAAUUAUCGUUCUGGCUACGCCACUGAAUAGCCUUGCAGCAAGUUUGUCAAAAUAUUGUAAAAAUUUUGAUAUACUAUAAACUCCCAAGUUUGUUACUUUCAACUUAUUAACACUUUUUAAAUGCAGCACAAUUAAUAUCAAGUUUUUACAAGGAACAACUUGUUAGCGAGUUGAUGAGAUAUGGAAUUUAUGAAAUAACGUUGUUCCUUGUAGCUCUGGCGUAGUCUGCUGUAACAAUGCUAUUUUACGUCAUUAUACAAAGUGACUAACGUUAACGUACAACGUUAUUAGGCAUUAAUUUAAAUUAUUAUUCUUUUCAGAGGAACAAACGCUGUUAGCAGCACGGCAGGUGGCGCUGCUGGAGGUAGCAUUUGGCUCACAACAAGUACACUUCAAGGUGAUGGAACCAUCUCAGUUUCCGGAGGGAAUGGAGGUCACGAUGGCGGAGGGGGAAGUGGAGGAAUGCUUGCUAUAUAUUAUAAAGAAAACUCGCUACACUUUGACCUUCAAAUCUCAGGUGGGAAUGGUAAGACACCGGGACCUUCUGGAAUGAUUUAUUUACAGAAAGAAAACUCGAAUGGAAAACUUGUAUUGGACAAUAUCCACCAAAAUUCAGCUAGCUAUGCAGCUCUAGUAUGUCAACCUAAAGCUUUCGACUAUGAUUUCGGUGAAAUAGAGAUUCUACGUGGAGGGAAACUGAAUAUGAUUUCUUGUGGUGUAAUUCAAUCGAUGACGUUGCAAAUAACAGCUAAACUAAGUGGUGAUGGAAGUGGUACUUUGCAAGUUGGAAACGAACAAAAUGUAUAUCUGACCACCAACAACUUUGAACAGGCAGCACCAAUGAAGUUACAAAGUAGUAUUGAUAUCCAGAAUAACGGAGUUGUUCUCCUUCCAGAGAAUAUAUUAUUGACUGAUGGUGCGAACCUCCAUGUUGCUGGAAGCUUGACUGGUGUAAAAACUAUCACUGUUGCAAAGAAUGGUAAACUUGCCGCGCUAUAUCCUGGUGGUACAUUCUACAGGGCAGCGCCAGGGGUGUUUGAGUUUGAUACAUUAUAUGUACAACGAGGUGGUAUUGUUGAAAGCACAGAUUCAAGUCUAGUCCAAUUAAAUAUUGGUCUAUUGAAGUUAGAUUACGGAGCUGCAUAUCGCGUCCCUGGUAGAGUUGUUACAAGGUAUGGUGAAAAAAUGGAGCAAAGUCGAGGACCUACGUUAACGAGUAAUCUCUGUCCAUAUGGUACGGUACACUAUACUUCGGAUGAUAUAAAGUAUAACCCUUGUGGCGAAGGAAAAUGGAGUUCAGUUUCGGCCCCAGUCCCUUACCAAGUUGUGAUGAAUAUUUCAGACAAUGAUGGAAUAUAUAGGCUGGUAAAUGUGACAAAAUACCAUGAGAACUACAAUAUAACUUGUGAUUAUACCGACUUCCGUCUGCUUCCGGAUCAAAAUUGUGUUUUCAAACCAGGAAUGUACAGCUAUAGACGCCUGGAAGUUCACAGCGAGGCGACAAUGAGUUUCGAAGCUGAUCCUGGACGUGUACUUAAGAACACCUUACAUGUCGAGCAUCUCCAAAUAUAUGCAGCUGGAAAUCUCCGAGCCCUUCCCGUAAAGUGGUCGAGUGGACUGUCAUCUGGUGUAGGCGGUUCAUACGGCGGGGUUGGUGGCAGAGGUAGCCCUAGUGAUGUACAUGGUGAUGUGGUGUUACCUGAGAGUUACGGUGUAAGUGGGGGUGGGUUCCAGGGGGGUGGCGGUCAGCUCAAGAUUCGUGUUGCACGUGAGUUUAUUCAUGAUGGUGUGAUAGAUGUAAGUGGGAGUAAUACUAAUACUGGAGGAGGGGGAAGCGGUGGCAGUCUGCUUAUCUUGGUACAAGAUUUGAAAGGCACAGGAGUAUUCAAAGCAAAUGGUGGAGGGAGUGUAGGUAGCAACUCGGGAGGAGGGGGUGGUGGUAGAAUUGGAAUCCACAUGAACUCCUCUGCGGAAGACUUCCAAGGACAAUACGAGGCAUAUGGUGGUAAUGGUGUCUAUCGAGGCACAUCUGGGACAAUUUAUAUCUACGAUAAGAACAGUAUUGAAGGAAACCUUAUCGUUAAGGGCCAGGGAUACCAAUCUGCUUUUCUGCCAUCAAACACAACAUUGUUCGAAAUUGAUUCCCUUUAUGUUGGAGAAUCUGCGACAUUCCAGGUUUCAGUUCCUCAAUUAACAGUUAACUUAUUACGGACCGACGGAAGUGGAAAGAUGGUUAUACGUACAGGACAUGCGUUGACUAUCAUGGAACUUCCCUCUGAUGGAAGGAUUGCAUGUGAGCUAGACGUUAGUGGUAUCCUGGAUAUUCAAGUACCGGUUAUGAUCACCAGGACUAUCAAUCUUCGCGGGAUAAUUAAGACUUCUCGGUUGACCAUAGCAAAGAGGGUAAAUUUCAUAUGGACUCGAGGUGAAUUAAAGACAAAAUCCUUGAGAUUGAGAGAGUAUUCUUUUGCUUCGAUUUCUGGUUUAUCAAAGGUCAAUAUAGAUGAAAUUCGUGUAGGACCGUAUGCAAAAAUAGAGGUAUAUAAUGGCGAUUUCAUUUUCCUUUGUAAACAAUUGUUAUUUUAUGCACAUUCUGUGUUACUUUCAAAAUCUGAAUUGAAAUCCUUUAACAUUACUUCAAACACUUUGGAAAUGCAUAACUUUGCAUCUAUUGGAGUGAGUGGUGGGGGAUAUGAACAGGGUCCAGGAUAUCACGGCCGCCGAGGGGUAGGUGCAAGUCAUGGAGGACAAGGCGCGGGUGCUACGACAGAUUCUGUGUACGGUUCGGUGUUUGAACCGAAUGAGUUUGGGAGUGGGAGUCUGGAUUCCGGUGGAGCUGCCCAUCACGGUGGUGGAAAACUGAUUAUUAAUGUCGCUGAUGUAUUACAUGUGGAUGGUGUGGUACAUGCUGAUGGUUUCGGGUCACGACAAGAUGGUGGUGGUAGUGGAGGAAGUUUGAUGAUAAAAGCUAAGGUACUCAAGGGAUCUGGAAUGUUUAGAGCAAAUGGAAUGAGUGGAGGAUCCGGGGGUAGAAUUGCUGUCUAUGUUGAGGAUAAGCAAGCGUACUCAGGAGUAGUGAGCAGUUUUGGGGGAUGUAGCACUACAUGUGGAGCAGCAGGGACUGUCUUUAUUAGAGAAUAUAUAAUAGGUUUGCCAUAUGAGACAACGAUUGUGAACAAUAAUGGACGAUCAAGUAGUGGCAUAACCAGUAUCAUGCAUGGAACACAGGCUGAUUACACUUUGCAAAAACUGAGAAUUACCCAAGGGGGGAGAGUUGAAGUGGUGAAUCCUAGUUCCAAUAUAACCGUCAAUAUUAAUGUUUUAGAUUUAGAAGGUGAUUUCACCGGUCAAAUUCGUGUGCUAAACAAUCAGAAAUUAUCUUUGGGAUCUAGUAGUGUGACAGGCAGUCAACCGUUUGUGCUACGUUGCGCCCUAAGCGUUGAGGUUGGCGCUGAGCUGGUUCUAGCGCCUCGCGUGUUUGUUAAAGAAACGACAUUGAAACCAAGUUUUGAUGUGUUUGGUAAAGUACAAGGUGGCCAGGAAUUAAUUAUUGGACGAAAUGCAUUAGUGUCAGUUUCUCCUGAAGGAGUUAUCGGAACUAAAUCUUCAAAAAAAGGCAUUCUCACGUUUCGUGAACUUCAUGUUUUAAGUGACGGCCAUAUUGUUUUCAACCAUGGUGGAAAAUCUAGCGUCGAGGUACGUGCCGUGUCCAUUAACAUUGAAUACAGCGGUAUUCUUGAAAGUCCGUUGGUGCUCCUCAAGACUUCUGAGUUAAACAUACAAAUGGGGGGCCGAGUUGUGUCUGAUGGUCUUGGGUAUAGGUCAGGGCCAGGUGUAGGUGGUUUCUCUGGGGUCUCGUUAUGGGAUGGGGGCAGUUACGGUGGAUGUGGUGGUGGAUUUACGGGAGUUUUCUGUCCUAUAUAUGGUUCAAUGUUCGGUUCUAUUGAGCCAGGGAGUGGUGGGGGUGCUGCUACUGGUAGCAAUGGUGGUCAGGGUGGAGGGGUUAUUGUUCUAGAGGUAGAGACACUGCACCUUGAUGGUGAGAUCACGACUGAUGGUGGUAAUGGGCAAGGUAAUGCAGGCGGUGGAAGUGGAGGAAGUGUUCGCAUGACUAUAGGUAAUGUUUUCAGUGGGCGAGGUACAGUACGUGCGCGUGGCGGGAAAUCUGGGAUCGAAGGAGGGGGUGGAGGAGGGGGGAGAAUAUACAUCAACUCAGAAGGAAUUGAUAAUUUCAAAGGAGACGUUGAUGCGAGAGGAGGGGUGGGUGUAAAAUUAACCUCGGGUUCCCCUGGAACGAUAUGGUUGCUUCAAAAUAAAAACGGAUUAACAAUGAAAACAUUAAUAUUGGAUAAUAAAGAUAUUAGUCUUACAGAACAACUGCCAGUCGUUCUCAACGAAACCGUCAGCAGCUAUUACUUUGACGUACUUCAUUUGGCCGGAAGCAUUAUCUUAACACCUGACCAUCACAUGAUUAUUGAAAAGCUAGUCACCAGUCCGCUCAGCACCAUAAGUAUACCUAAUGGCCUUAUCGUGGAGAUCGACACGAAUUCGCGUGCCACAAGCCCCGCAUGUAGUUUCCACGUUGCAGUACAUGGUGAACUCCGACUUUCAUCUUCGGUUACCUUCCUUGGACCAGAUAAUCAAUUUUCAGGAACAAUUACUGGUGUGCUAGACAUGAUCAUUGGUGAAGGACGUCGGACUGUGCUAUCAGCUUCUGCCCGUACAGCACUUUAUGUUGAUGGCAACUAUACUUUCAUAUCAAAACGAGGCGAAUACAAGUUUGCAUCCCUGCUGCUAAAAAGCAAUGCAUUGUUGUCAUUUGAGAAAACAGACAUGACAGAAGUUCCGUUGGUUUUUGCAACAUUAGAACUACGUUAUGGUUCGGUAUUACAAGGAAGCUGGCUGAAUAUUCAAGCCGUGAGUAUUCUGGUUCAUUCUGGUGCCAAGAUAGAUCUAUCUGAGCGAGGACACCCUGGGGGUCGUGGUGAAGGUAGUGGGAUGUUUAAGCAAAAUUAUGGUCGUGGUGCUGGUCAUGCUGGUAUAGGUGGUGGUGAAGACAAUUCUGGAGGAGAAUGGUAUGGUGAUAUGGUCACCCCUAACUCUUUUGGAAGUGGUGGUGGUGGACGCGUUCUAUCCCAAGGUGGCAAAGGCGGUGGUUAUUUGAAUAUUCUAACUAGCGAGGAACUUGUCAUUGAUGGCUCAAUCUUGGUCAGUGGUGGCGAUUGUACGAUGUCCGGUUGUGGAGGUGGAAGUGGCGGCAGUGUCUACAUCCGAUCCAGAAGCUUGGAUGGUGUGGGACUUAUAGGAGCUAGAGGUGGUAAUGGAGAUAAUGCAGGUGGUGGUGGCAGUGGUGGCCGUGUUGCCCUUCAUCUCAACACUAAGAUAUUAUUUCAAGGCGAUUUUAAAGUGCACGGUGGAACAGGAAAGUACAAUGGUGCAUCAGGAACAGUAUACAUUGAGGAAAAUAAAGGUCGUUUACCAAGAAGGAUUGUAAUAGUGGAUAACCAUGUAUUGUCAUCUGAUACAAAACCUACGACUGCGGUAACAAACAAUGUUAAUAACGAUGUUACUCUUGACGAACUAAAGGUACAGGGCCCAGUGAGCGUAUCUUUCUUCAACAAAAACAAAAUAAGUAACCUAGAAAUGGAGAUAUCUGUGGCAAAACUGUCGGCUGAUACUCGGGGUGAGAUCGUGAUUCAGGCAAAUCAAGUUAUGUUUUCAGAAACAAGUGAAUCCGAAGAGACUUCGUUCACACUUCGGACGAACCUUGUUAUUCAGGAGGCUGGCUUGUUUGUUACAGCAUCAAAGUUGUUUGUUGAUGGGGCAGAACUGACCGUCAAUGGACGGCUGAUGAACGUGCGACAUUUCACCCUAGAGACCGGAAGUCGUGUGACGUUCUCCGAGAAGUCACAGACUGGUGUAUAUCUUAAACCAUUUGGGUCUGGUUCUCUCUCUCUACCAGGCACUCAGUUAUUUGGAAGUUUAACUCUGAAAAGUGGCUCUACAUUUAGUGCGCCUGAAAAUUUGCGUAUACAAACAGCUGAUAUGAUCGUCAAAAACGGCGUGGUAAUCCGUGUGAGGGAUUUGGAAAUAGCUGCAGCAACUUUGAUCUUUGAACGAGGAACACUUAUAUCGGCUGAUGAUGUGUCUGCUGGAGGACAUGGAGCUGGGUCAUCAAACUUUAAAGUGGGUUCUGGGGGGAGCUAUGCAAGUCCUGGAGGUAAAAAUCAAGGUGAUAAGUCAUAUGGAAGUUUGUUCAAGCCUCAAGAACCGGGAAGUGAAGGGGGAGCGGGUUCAUCUGCUAAGACUGCAGGUAAAGGAGGAGGGGUUAUCAUUAUCAAAGCAACUUUAUUACAACUCGAUGGUAAAAUAACUGUGAAUGGUGGUGAUGGGGAUCGGGGUUCAAACGCUGGUGGGGGUAGUGGAGGAAGUAUCUAUCUCAAGGUUGAUAAUCUCGUUGGUAAAGGGGAAAUUAUUGCCGACGGUGGUCUAGGAGAUGGGAACGGUAGUUGUGGUAGUGGUGGUCGUAUAGGGAUAUUCUUGACAUCUGGGUACACAUAUCGUGGGAGCAUCCGUAGUGCCAGUCUAGAUUGUGGAUCUACACCGUUAAAUGGAGGUCCGGGAACCGUGUUUAUCAGUGAAGUACGAAUUAGACGCACUUAUACGCGACUGAUAUUGGAUAACCGUUUUUCAAACCAGGACACAUUUGUUACCAUGAAUGAAAGCCAACUUGAGUAUGAUUUUGAUGAAAUAAUGUUACGUGGUGGUGCAUCGUUACAGUUAUUCAAACAACCAAAUAUCCAUCAGAGGUUGGGUGUUGGAUUGCUAUCUGGUGAUAGAAGUGGUUUAAUAUAUGUACAUCGUAAUCAAACAGUUAUUAUCAGUCAGAGAACACCCGCGCGUGUUCCCGCCAGUUUCAAAGUUGACGACGGAGGUUUGGUUAUUGUUCCUCAUAGCGUUAUAAUUGUUGGUCAGCGGAGAUACUCUAUUGAGUCACGUGGAACAAUUCUUGGCAUGCGAAAUAUGCAGCUCGCACGUGACCGAGUCGUGAGGUUCUACCAGACUUCUAUGCUCGGGAUAAGAAAGGGUAGACGAGAUUUUUCAGGAUCAGAGAGGGUGUUAGAGUUUGGUUCACUUAUCCUGCAUACUAGUAGUAUUAUGGUGAUAGACGAUGUUGAUCAGGUAAAGAUUUUUGCGGAUAAUAUUGACAUAAAAUAUAAUGCAUCCCUCAUUUCAUCUUCUCUUGCGUUUACCGUUUCGUCUCUUCACGUUGAAAUUGGUGGACGAAUUGACUGUUCUGGCGACAACGAUGUCAUUGGAUCAAAGUCCGCGCCGUCAGGCCUAGCAAUAGGGACUGGUGCUGGCCAUGGUAGUGAAGGUGGGGAAGGUACUACAAAACAAGGUGGGCCGUACCAUGGAUCCUUGUAUAACCCUACUGAACACGGUAGAACUGGGGGCGCAGGCCCUAAUGGCGAGAAAGGAGGCCAAGGGGGAGGAAGUCUAGUUCUUAGAGUUGGAUCUCGUUUCAUAGUAGAUGGAAUUAUAACAGUUUCUGGCGGACGUGCAGUGACCAAAAGUAACGCAGGGGGCGGAAGUGGAGGAAGUAUUUACGUGAGUACACACUCGUAUCGAGGUGAUGGAGUAAUGGAUGUGCGCGGUGGGGCAUCUGGUGGUACUAGUUCUGGAAGUGGGGCAGGGGGGAGGAUUGCGAUAUACUCUGAAAAAGAAAUCUUAUACCGGGGAGGUUAUGAAGCGUCGGGCGGAAAGGGAACAGAGGGUAGGUACGGCGGCCCAGGUACGAUAUUUGUACGAGAUUUAAGAAACAAACGUUUCUACACGCAGUUGAGAUUUGGUGAAAGACAAGGAAACAACCUCAUUUUUGUUACACUGGACGAGAAAAACAUCACUGAAUUUAUAUUUAAUGAAGUUAUUAUCGAGCGAAGGACAGCCAUGAGACUUAAACAAGAUGGAGAAAUGAGAAGUUUAAAGGUCGGUCAACUUACUGGAGACGGGACGGGAUAUAUCUAUGUUGGAAGUAAUCAUACUUUCUACCUACGUGGUUCUACCGGUCAAGGUGAGGUCUCGAGACCUCCGGUGAAUUUGAAUAUCGACACUGAAGGUACAGGAGUAUUUGAUACAUCGCUCUUUGUGGUCAGUCACAGCCCUGCAAGCCCUAACGGUCAUGCUCUGCGUGUUAACGGACGUAUCAUUGGUGUUGAACAUUUGUAUUUGACGAGGGAACGGAAGAUGGUAUUUAUGUCCAAAGCUCAAACUGUGCGUUAUAAUAAUGGAAGUCUGACAUCACGUUCACCUGGCACAUUUGUUCUAGCGUCGUUGGAGAUUCAUGAUAGGGCACAGCUAUCGUUCCUGACGUCACACGGGAUGAGAGGUUUGGCGGGAAAAAUAGAUGUGAAAUUUGGAGCGAAAGUGUUUGCUGAUCAAUUUGAUAUGAGUAAGUAUGAACUAGUAAUUUUUCUGAAUAAUUUGUUUUAAUAUUUAAUUCAAGAAUGAGCGUUAGGGGGACCAGCAAAAUGUGGUCAAUCUCUUUAAUGUUGACUCGGUUGAGAGUAGGAGAACAAAAAUUAAACUCCAUACCGUGAUAAGCGGCAGAUGAGUAUCAUAUGCAUACGAUAUUGCUUAGAUAAAUACACGUUCUAUAGAUUUGCAAAACACCACACUAUAUAUAUUUAUGUAAUAACGUUAAGAAUUCAAGCGCUUUCAUUGGUCGAGAGCCAUGAUCUAUUAGAGGACACUGACAGACGCACGGAAUUACGUCACAAUUAAGGAAGCCAUAGCAUUCCCUUAUUUGUCUUUAGCAAAGUGCUCAAUGAAAAACCAGAGCAUGUUUAAAUUAAGGUACAACAAAUAAACAACAUCCAAUAGGCAUCUUUAUUACGAAAUAGUUUCGUACCACAAGAUGUGGCACUCUUCAGAUAAAUUGACCUAAUGACUAAAAGGAUAAUGAAGAAGGUAUGCUGUUUAAAUUUUGUAUUUUUCUCGUUGUUUAACGAUAAUUACUCGCUGGGGCACUUUGCCCAGGCGAUAAUAUGGGUUUCGGCACGCAUGGUGGAUGUCAGAUCGUCGUUGAUAGCCACAAAAUAGUAUUCUAGCGAUUUGCGGCCUUUGAAAAUCAAGCGAAAUUGUAUUGUUGACAAAUCGUUUGCAGUACGUAUUGACUAUUGUUGACAAAUCACUCGCAGUACGUUUGUCUUUGUAUUUGUUUUUGUAAUGUCUAAUGGCGCAAUAAGGAUAAAAAUACCACCGUUCGAUUUAGCUUAAGAAAUUGUACUUACGGAUGUCAAAGGUAUUACUAAACAACAUUAUUCUAUCGAUUUAUCCUUUGCCUUUGAAAGCCAAGCGAAAUUGUAUUGUUGACAAAUCGCUCAAAAUUAUUAAACUAAUUAUAAAAAAUGCAGUGCGUUUGAUCCUUGAUAACUUUGGUAUCGUUGGUUUUCUCUUUUUCGGCCGUAUACCAGUGGAUUCGUCUCACUUCUCUCUUCAUUUUGAUAGUAUUUUUAUGUUGAACGUUUUAAAGCGCAGUUUAAUCCUAGCGGACGGACUACGGACCAACCGGCGGCCGACAGAAGAAUGUAGCGUACUAAAAAUAACUUUACUUGUAGGCGGAAACGCCGGAAAUUAUAUUUGUAGGGCACCGCAUUUUAGUAUUGUGUCUGAUUCUAUAAAAUCCUGACCUGAGGUCAUUAUGCUAACAAAAACUUCAAAACUGAGCAACCUACAUGCAAUACAAACCUGACGAAUUUGAGAGCGGCAGCACUCUGACUGUAAGUUGUGAAGGCAAUUUUGUAAACAAAAAUAAUUGCUGUGCUAAACAUGACAAGUUUGAAUAUAUAUAGUUCACCAAAAACUAUUCUAUUUAACCGGAAUUUGCAUGUUUUCCGUGUGAAGGACAAAAACAAGGCGCAGCAUGUAUUGCCUGAACAGAAGAACAAUGGUUCUUCGUCCUUCGCACGCAAAACAUACAAAUUCCCCUUACACAAUAGUUUUUUAGUCUGAAUUAUGCACAAUGCAUAUCACAAAAACAAAUAAACAAAACCAGCGCCGUUCUAGGAAAGAUCCUGGGAUCGAGGUUGAAACAAAACUCACAUGAGAAGUUAUUUGGCCAACCGAGGCCGCACCGAACGCCUGAGCUGGCGUCUGAAGCGCAACCGGACGCUUUGGUUUUCGCGCCAAAACUGAGAAGUGAAACAAUUUUAAAAAUCUGCCUAAAUUUAGCCUAACGAUAGUCAGAAUACGAAAAUGAAUGGCAUCAAGCUCUAAAGACUUCAUACUAAGCACGAUGUAUGCUCAUGUAUUUUACCACGUAAAAGCGUCAUUACAGUUUAAAACCUAUAUUUGGCUUUAAAAGAAAUGUUUCCCCUCAAAUAUGCAGUCUUAAAAGAAGGUUUAACUGCGAUGAGCACAAGUGAUGGAUACAUUGUCUACCUAUUUGUUUCAUGGAUUUUUCACUAAUAUAAAUAUUGUAAAAAAAAGUCAAAGCUGUGUUUAAUUUAAAAACACAUUUUUCAAUCAAACAAGACGCUCUAUGGAGCGCUAACUCGCAGGGCAAGAUGAAAACCACCCGCUCUGAAAUAUUUUCUAUUUGUCUCAGUUCGUUUGCUCUUAAUAUGCAUUAUUAUACCGAUCAUUUAUUUGGGAUUCUUUUUUUUUCAUUUCUAGACGUAACAACAUUGAGUGUUGAGACUGGGGGAUUAAUGACAGCUGCUGGAUCGGACAGACCAAACAUAGUGAAAUCACACUCACCAUCACCUAGUUGCAAUGGUGCUGGUGGGGCGUAUGCCAGUCAUGGCGGAAUUGGUCGUGAUCCUAAUGUAUCCUUAAAGCCGUACGGAAGUUUAUACCUCCCUCGAGAAUUUGGUACGAAUGGAUGUGGGGACCAAAGUCUUGGUGGAAAUGCUGGAGGAUUGUUCUUUUUAACAAUUGGUGAUGCUUUGCAUUUGGAUGGUACUUUGAAUGCACGAGGUCAAAAUGCUAGUCCAUCACCCUCCGGCGGAGGAAGCGGUGGUAGUAUUCUGUUUAGCACAGUUGUGUUCACUGGUAAUGGAAUCCUUGAUGUUUCUGGGGGGGACGGAAAAGGUCAAAACACAGGGGGAGGAUCAGGUGGAAGACUUGCAGUGUACGUGAGAUCACAAAAUCGUUACUUUGGUCAGUAUCUCGCAAUUGGUGGCAGCGCUGGGGAUGCCUUGAAUGAUUUCAGCCGAGCGUCUGGUGGGCCUGGGACUGUUUACAUCCAGCAGUUGUUUAACCAGGUUCCACAUGACCGUUUGAUGUUAGACAACAAAAAUAGACCUUUCAAUCAUUAUGUCACGUUAAACGAGUCCCGAGAUUCUUAUGAGUUUGAUGAGGUACACCUGACAAGGAAAGCUUCCUUACAUAUUGUUAACAAUGGAAAACAAUUAAAUUUGACGAUACAUAAAAUUCUCGGAGAUGGUACUGGUCUUAUUCACGUGCAUGAAAAUCAGCUGUUGACCGCUGAAGUUAAAGACGCAAGACGCACCAUAACCCGAGCCCAGGCAAACUUCAAAUUGGAUGCAAAUUCGUCAGCUAUAAUGUCAACCGUGGUUCACAUGAUAGGACGAGGAGAUGUGGCGUUUCAUUGGCAGGGAAGGCUUAUUAAUGUUAUGCAUUUACAUUUAGCUUAUGGUAGGCAAGCGUUCAUUGGUGUCGAGGCUCAUACAGGAACUAUUGAGAAUGAUAGAUUUGUAUCUUCAGAAACAGAAGGAACAUUUCAUUUUUCAACCUUGGAGUUCAGCAGUAAGUCCCACGUGGAUUACCCUUCACCUCAUGGAAUGCAUUUCACAGUUGGGUUAUUGG